GAGAGAGAGCGAGAGAGCGAGAGCGAGAGCGCGCCUCCGCCGCUGCCUCCGCCGCCACGCCUAGCGAAGCCCGAGAUUGGCGGUGGCUGAGAGGAGAGCGACGACGAGGGUGGCGGCGGCAACGGCUGGCCAAGCCGGGCCGCGGCUGCUGCGGCGGCGCUGUGAGCGCGGCUGAGGGGGCCGGUCGGGCGGGGGAGGCGCGUCGGCUUGGCGGAGGCGAGUGCGCAAGCGAGGAGCAGCCGUCUUCCCCUCAGCCGCCGCCGCCGCCGCCUUCAGCGCGAGCGACGCGGCCCAGCGUCCGCUCGCUCUUCCUUGGCUGCCGGCCGUAGCCGCGCGCGCAAAAAGAGCCUAACCGCCCUCGCGUCAGGAUGUCGCGCUCGGUGCUGCAGCCCAGCCAGCAGAAGCUGGCCGAGAAGCUGACCAUCCUCAACGACCGCGGCGUCGGCAUGCUCACCCGCCUCUACAACAUCAAGAAGGUGCGCGGGCCCGGCUGCGGGGCUGGGGAGGAAAGGGCCGGGGAUGCGGGGCGGCUGAGGGGAGGCCUAAACUGCCUCACUCGCGCCUUUCCCCGAGAGCGAGGGAAAGGAAAAAAGGAGGCCGUCGUCGUCGUCGUAGUAGCGGCAUCUUAGUCAGCGAGGCCUUCUGGGUGUGGGGACUUGUUCGGCUCCGGGGCGGAGGCGCUUUCCUUUGCGCCAAGGCCCUGUGGGGAGGAAGGAGGGGUGGGAAAUGUGGGAUCGGGCCGCCGGAUGCGCCAUCUGGUUUGAUCCAUCUGGUCUUCCUCUCUCCCUUCCCCACAUACCCCAUGGAAAAGGAGGAUGUAUCGGGAAGGGGGAGAUGGUCUUUUUUGGGGGAAGGACCUCCUCCUCUGCCCUCCCCCCCAAAAAAAAUCUCGGCCAGGUCAAUUUUUUUCAGUACCAACCUCUCUCUCUCUCUCUCCCCCCCCCCCGCGCCUUUUCAGAAAAUGGGUUCAGAGGAGGGUCGCCGCCACAAUUCCCUAUCGAGUACUGUAUGUGAUUUAAAAUGACUUGGGCGCACAAAUCGAGGGAAGGUAGUAGAUGGAGCCUGCACUGUGUGUGUGAGUCAUGCAACGGGAGGGGGGGCAGGAUUAACCUCUUCUUAUACUGGCGGUCCAAAUAAUGACAAAGCGGGUGGGGUGGGGGGAAUACGAUUUGGACCCUUUCUCAUUGGAAGCGAAACUGGAUUUGCAACAUUCAGGUGGUUCCGGUGAACCUUCGUGUGGAAGGUUUAAAUAGCAGGUGCUUGCUUUGGUUGGUUGGAUUAGCCAAAAAGAAAAGGUACAUUUUGGAAAGUUAAGAUAUUGCUGACAGGCUAUGCUUCUGGUAGUUUUGGCACACUCUGUAAGCAACCCACAGUAUUGAUGUCCUGCACAAAAUCAAUGCACUGUUCUCCCCCCUGCCCCUCACUGAGUGCUUUAACAAUCGUGCAGUGUUGUGAGAGUUGUCAGUUGCAAAAUAUUAAGACAGAAUGUUCAAAAAUAACAAUUGGUUGUUUUUCUGGUCAUGAUUUCAUCUGCUGCAACUGUACAGUACAAUGAAAAUUAUAAAAUAUUUCUAAAAUACUCAUUUUUCUUAAGUGAGGUUAAAAAUUCCACCCCUGAUAUAUUAAGCAGGUCAAAGUUAGGCAUAUUAUUGAAAAUUAAGCCCUAGUGAGUUUAAUAUGAAUGUUCCUAGGGUCACUACAAGGUUUGAUUUAAAAAAAAGGAGAGAAUUCACUGUCAAUUUUCUUGACACUGCAUAGUGUUAUUUUUAUAUAUUAUGUAUUGCCAGGGUCUUUAAAUUUUCAAGCUGCAUAAAUCUGAUUGAUUUAAAGACUUCAACUCUACAGAAAGAGGGGUAGACAGAGAUGGUGUUCUUUUUUCAUGGGCAGCAAAAAACUUUUUGCGUAUUGCAUACUGUCUGUUGACUGCUGGAAUUGUUGCAAGCAAUUGGGAUUGGUGAACUUUAUAUUCUGCAAGUUACAUAUAUUCUGAAGUACAUAGGAUUACUUAACACAGGUUAUAGAAUCCUAGAAACAUAUAUUUGCAAAGUUGGAAGGGAUCCCUGAGGGCCAUCUAGUCCAACCCCCUGCAAUGCAGAAAUUUCAGCUAAAGCAUCCAUGACAGAUGGUCAUCCAACUCUGCUUAAAAACCUUCAAGGAAGAGGACUCCACCACCUUCCGAAAGAGUCCAUUCCAAUCAGCAAACAGCUCUUACCAACAGAAAGUUCUUCUUGAUGUUUAGUCAGAAUGUACUUUCUUGUAAUUUGAAGCUUUUGGUUUGGGUCCUACCCUCUGGAGCAGGAGGGAAAAAAACUUGCUCCAUCUUCAAAGUGACAGCCUUUAGAUAUUUGAAGAUGACUAUUGUAAUGGCUAUCGGAUUAAUUGAUCAAAGGGACUCUAGUUUUUAAAAAGAAGACAGGAUGUACAAGACUGAAGUCAGUGCAUUCCGGAUUUUUAAAAAGUUAUAUGGAGUUUAGUGUGCUUUUGACAAAAGUUAAAGUUAAUGAAAAAGUUUCUGCUAAUGAUACUUGGUUAGCAUGGAAAUGUUGCUCUGUAGGCUUGUAAAUAAUAGCAACAUGACAGGUCAUCUGGCAAGUGAGAAUGCAGGAGACCAAGCAUGCAAACACUACAAAAAAUUCUCUCACUUUUGCCUUCAAUAUACUCCAUAUCAAAGUCCCAUUAAGCACAGUGGUGCUUACUUCUGAGUAGAGAUUUAUUGGAUUGGAUUUAGUAACUCUUGUAAGCUUAUUUGUAAGGGAGUAUCAGAGGGAGUGAACUUUUUUUUUAAUAAAAAAAAAGCCUAAUAUCAAAGCAGCUUGUACUCAAAGCUCAUAUGUUUUUGUUCUAAAUCAUGUGUGUGUUGUUGAAAUUUUGUACUGCCUUAUCUUUCUUCCUGUAGUGUAGACUCAAAGCCUGAAUAUUUUCCUUUUUUGAAAAAUGAUAAAGGAUACAUGACUUAAAGGUGUCAACCCUGCUAGCAUAGCAUGACUUUGAAUGUAUCUCCUUUUCAACUUCCAGCAAUAGUUAGUUAAUAACUUAAUUAUAACAUUCACGUGAAUUUCAGGUCCCUCAUCUCACCCCACUGUCACAAAGUCUUGAGUAGAAAAUAAGGCCCAUCAUAAACAGCUGGGCUUGAAACAGUUAUUUUCAUAGCAGAUCAGAAAUUCAUUUUGUAGUUAAUGCGGAUUGCAUUUUUGUAUCUGAAUUUUUAUGAAAUUGCUGUGGUAAUGAAGGGUCAGUGUUUAAAGCAGUGGCUUUUCAGGUGUCUUUCUAAUGUGGUCUAGUAGUAGAUGGAGCAAAAAGAAUGGCAUUAAUGGGAUUCUGAAUAGCGCAGUCUUGUUAUUUCUCAUGCUGUUGCAAAGCCCUUUUUUAGUUUUCUUUAUUUGCUAUAUAGAUAUAGAUAUACAGUGAUGCUUACACAGCUGAUUGUUUUGUUUACAACCUGCCCCCCGAAGCACUGAAUGUCUAUUUAAUUAUAUUUAACUUAAGUCAUUUCAGAUUUUAAGCAAAGGUGUCAUCCCAUAAAUCUCCAUGUGUUCUUGGAGGCCUAUAACCAUGUUGCAUACGUAAUAUAACUAUGCCAGGUUGAUGGAAAAGUAGUGAUUUUCUUGUCUGUUCAACUCUCUUGGGCAUGGGUUGUCACUCAGUUUGUCCAUUAAUAUUACAUUCUAGAGUAUUGAGAUCCAGAUCUCAAACAAGCUUGCACUAGAGUCUUCCACUACCUUGCAAAAGCCCUCUAAAAGCAAGGAGAGAACUUUUCUAAGUAUCCUUUCUGCUUGCCACACAGCUAGUUUACUGCAGGAGGAAAGGACAUAGCUCCACUACCACUGAGUAUUUUUGUUUUGUAGGGGUUUUUUAACAAGAAAGGUUUACUACGCAAUAUGUGGUAUUGCGGUUAGAUAAAUUGGUUAAGAUUUUUUCUUCAUUUAGAAAAGAGGAAGUAAUUGCUGCGAGAGUUGGCCUGUUCUGGCCAAAGUUAAGUUUUGAAACCCCAUUGAUUUUCAGUUUUUCUGCUCCCUAUUGUAUAAUUUAAAAAACUGACUGGAUUGUUGUUUUUUAAUUCACACCUAAUUUAUAUGUGUAUAUUAUUACCUCUCCUGACUUAAAAUGAAACUCUUCCCCACCCAGCCCAUUCAAUUCCUGCCUCAAGUUGUUAAUUUUAUUCUAACUAGAGCAGUAGGGUUUGGGAAUGUGCUAGCUGCUAUAGCUCAGGCUCACAGUCUUUUUGUUUAAUGUAAUCUCUUUAGCCAAGAAGAGUUAAUUUAUCUGUAUUUUCAGGGUAAUAUAAAGUACAGUGUUGAUGAAAUAAAACCACCUAUUUUAUGUUUCCUGUUUCCUGCUUGGCAGGGGGUUGGACUCGAUGGCCCUUGUGGUCUCUUCCAACUCUAUGAUUCUAUGAUUCUAUGUUAACACUGUUCACUUAAAAAACAGCAGCAGCAAGAAUACUCAUGAAAACCCUCUAGUGCACUGACUUGUGAUAGCUUGUAAAUCAACUUUUUUGAAAAGAGGGAGAUGCUAUGGCUGUCUCUGGAUUAUCAUCCAGGGCUUUAUAAACCAUGGUUAUUCAAGCUGUGGCUGUGCACUUCUCCCUUGCUUCUCCUUUUCCACUGUUGCACACCAGCCAAGUUCAUUAUUUCUUCUGAAACAGAACUCUUGGCUAAUGUCAGUUAACAAGCUAGGUGAAUGAAACAGGGUCACAUACUGGUUUAUUAACAGAUAUGAACAGAGCAAUCCUAACAGGCAGCUGUGUCAUAGAACAGAUAAGAUAGCAUAGUUAAACUGCAUUCUAACUGUUUUUUACCAGAAUGGCAGGAAUUCUUUUUUGGGGAAGAGCAGUGUAAACCAGAGGUCAGCAAACUUUUUCAGCAGGGGGCCGGUCCACUGUCCCUCAGACCUUGGGGGGGGGGCAGACUAUAUUUUAGGGGGGAAAUGAACGAAUUCCUAUGCCCCACAAAUAACCCAGAGAUGCAUUUUAAAUAAAAGUACAUAUUCUACUAAUGUAAAAACAGGCUGAUUCCCGGAACGUCCACGGGCCAGAUUGAGAAGGCGAUUGGGCUGGAUCCAGCCCCCAGGCCUUAGUUUGCCUAACUCUGUGUAAACCCUCAUUUUCUGCCUGUCCAUUGGCUUGUAGAGGGUAAAUUCAGUUGCACCGCCAAAAAUGCAGGUGUAAGUUUAACCAAGCUUUGCAAGCAGGACCAGUGAACGAAGGGAGUUAAUAACAUGCAGUAUGACUUUGUUUUAAAUUUCUCCCUCCCUUUGCUACGAACAUUCCCACUCCUGACAAUGUCUUUCCCCCCUCGCCACACUGGCACAACUUAUGCCAGCAGAGCUUUGCCUCGGAUACACCCAGCUGAGUUAUUUUGGUGUUUUAAAGCUAGCUCAACCAGGGCAUGGGGAAAUAUGCAGUAUUCUAACUUCCCCAGUCAUAUCAAGGUGUUAGGUUUGCAUCUGGUUCAGACAAAAUGAGAAACUGGCUUUUUUCAGCCUGCUGAAAAGGGUUCUUCACCACUGCUCUAAGCAGUGAUUUGGGGUGAUUUUUUUCUCAACGCUUUUUUCCCCUUUGGAGAAUUUUUCCAUUUCAUAAUUUCAUUAGUAGCAAAGAAUAGGUACCAAUUGCAAAAAUUAAACAAGCAUGGCAGUUCUAAAAAAGACAAGUAGAAUGAAUGUUAAAUUAGGGAGUUAGAAAGUUUUCUGAUGCAAACUGAAAAUUUUUGCAGUGCAGAUUACGCUUAUUUGUACUGUAUAAGAAACUUUUCAGGAAAAUCCACAUUGCUGGCUAAUGGAAGAGCUAAUUGUUAUUAUAGAAGAAGGAAAUAUAUUUACUUGGAAAUACCAAGACAUUCAUAGUUUACUAGUGAAUGCAUUUUUUCUUCAUAGCACAAUGCACAAAUUAUUUUUCAAAGGAAUAUUUUGAUUUUCCAGAUGAAGUCUUUCUCCAUGCCUAUUUUCUCAUGGGAGUAAAUUGUUUCUAAGGCACAGCUCUUGUUGUUCUUCAUUGGAUAUACUGUGGCAAUUGUAAUCAUCUUCUCAAACUUCUCAAACUAUUUUUUAAAAAAAUAGUAGCCUUUGUCAUCAACCUCAGCCUACCAGGAUCUGCUUUAGGUGUAGCUAGAGGAAUGAAUGUGUUAGUCUUCUGGAUUUUGAUUUUUAAGAAAACAGCUGCAGUAUCCCUGUUACUAACCUCAAAUUUCUUUUGAAAUUCCCCUGAAUUUAAUUAGUUGUUGGCCACAUGAUCUGUGGGCUUUGUAGCAAGUUGAAAAUACCAAUGGAGAUGUAAAGUCAGGUGUUUGCUUAUCUGGAUUGUGGACAUAGUUCAAAGACAACUAGUUGAAGAGCAAAUGUUGCUCUUUUAUAUAAACUAAGGAUUGUAAUGAAUCAUUGUAUACUCUAAGGUUACGAGACGUCCCUGUUUCCCGGGGACAGUCCCUGGAUUUACAAAUCAGUCCCCUGACAAAAUCCACUGAAUUCAACUGAAGUUGAAAAGUGUCCCCGGAUUCAUUGAAAAAAAUCUGGUAACCUUAGUAUACUCCUCUUCAAAGAUUUCAUGCUCCAGUCCCCCCGCAAUUACUAGCCCCCUCAUACAUAUAUUUUUUUACUAGUGUGCCUGAAUAUAUUGUAGAUAAGGGCCCAACUCUGUUCUUAGUUACAAAAGCUUCUCUGGUUACUGUUGAGAUCUGUCGACUGACUGACCUCUUUUUAUGACAGUUGGAAUUGUUGGUAUUGGGAAGUUGCUGACUAAAGAAUUCUUCUGCAUUUACAACAAAACUAGUGUGUGCUAUAAUAUGGCCUUGCUGCUGUUGUACCCAAACACUUCAAUCCACCUCCUACUUGGCUGCAAUUCUAAUUCAUCACAGGCAGCUACUUGAAUAUCUGACAACUGAAGCCCUUAGUUCAGGGGUGGCCCUCCACAUGUUUGACCAAUAUUGAAAAUUAGAGAAGCCAAGCAAAUGGUGCUCCAUCUCAUUUUUGAGUGAGACUAUAGACCAGGCAUAGGCAAACUUGGUCCUCCAGAUGUUUUGGGACUACAACUCCCAUCAUCCCUAGCUAACAGGACCAGUGGUCAGGGAUGAUGGGAAUUGUAGUCUCAAAAACAUCUGGAGGGCCGAGUUUGCCUAUGCCUGCUAUAGACUAAACAUUAGCCAAAGUGAGAUAUUAAACUACAUAUAAAAUCAUAGUUUUAGAUUUUAUUUUAUGGUUCUCUGUAUGGCAUACCAGUGCACAAGACAUUGUUGUAAUUUCAGGUUUUAAAAAAUAUGUAAAUAUAUUACUUUUAAGUUGGUUUAAGAAUGGUAGCCAGUGUGUUUUUUCUGUACUGUAUAGGAAACAUGUUAACUAACUCAUUUGAAAACCAUCCUAUGUAAAGGUCAGACAUAUUUUUGAAGAUCAUAGCUGUACAGUAUAUUGUAUAAAGGUAGCAUUAGGAUUCCACUAUAAUGACUGUUUGUUUUUUCAUUCUUGGCUACCGUUUCUAUUUCAGGUAUGUAAUAUUUCACUGAUAGUUGCUCUCCUAAAAAUUGCAUGUUCUAUUUGCUCUAAACUUUGUUUCUUUCCAACCUAUCCCUCUUGCUCAGAACAAAUAUAUUGGAAGCUGAUGUGAUACAACAUAUUGUGCAUUGGAAAUUGUUGUACACACAUUUUGAGCACCAUAUAUGUAAUAGAAAUAGUGUCUUUUAGAAUGCUGCCUGUAAGUAGAAAUAUUUAAUUAUGCCAGCACUUGACUUUAACUUUGUUGAAUAGAAGUACCAUAUUUACUCGAGUCUAAUACACCAUCGAAUCUAAUGCAAACCUCAAUUUUCAGAACCUUGAAACAAAACAAAAAAAGUAUUUUCUGGCGAAUGUCAAUGUGCCGUUGAAUCUAAUGCACACCUUAAUUUUCGCUCUUAAUUUGGCCAAAAAAGGUGAGCAUUUGAUUUGAGUAAAUAAGGUAGUUUGCUUUUCUGGACAUGAUGCUUGUGGGAAUCCAAGAAAUUUUUUGUUUAUGUGUAAUCUUCUCUCUUUUCAUUGCAAUGCUUCCCCAGCAAGGACAAGUAUGGAAGGUUUGCAAAGCUUUUUCACCUUCCCUCUGCCCGCUUUCAGAUCAGUCUCAUACUUCAUGACUUCUGUCUCUAUAAUUCACGACACAAGUGUAGAAAAGUUAAUAAGUGGCUAUCUUGGCAUUUCACUAUGUUGCAUAAAAAUGCAUAGCAUGUUAUAAUUUGCAUGAGCCACAAAUUCUCUAUUAAAUUAGAAUUUUGUAUCUAGGAAGGGAUUUUGAAACAGAAACGGGAUUGCUGCACAGCGUUCUUCUGAGUAUGUAACAGUGGUGUGUUAAUUACACAGUUCAACUAUUCACCAUUUUCUGUCCCAGCUUGUCUUAACUAUAUGUUAGAAUGUAGCACUUUAAAAAAAAGAGUUCUACUUUAGAAUGUAGCACUUUUUAAAAAAGAGUUCUACUGUUACAAGGGAUCAUAAAUUUAUUAUGUAAACAGCUAGCCAGCUGUGUAGGAAAAGAAUUGUGUGACAGGUGAUUUAGAGAGUAAUGUCUUUUUUGAGAUCACUGAAAGAGUAGAUAAAAUUUAAAAUGUCCAAAUUAAUGUACAGAUGGAGUCACCAUUCAGUCUGGGGUGCAAUCUGUUUGAUACAUGCACAUUAGUUACAAUCUACCAGCAGUCCAGUUACAGUUCUUCAGCAAAUGUAUACAGCCGCUCUAUACAAAUUAAAUUCAUACCCUAGGAAGCAAGCUGAUAAGAAAAUAGCAUGUGGCAAUGGAACUUGCCUGCUGUUUGUGCCAUUAAUAGUCAACUUUUUUCUUGCCACACACCUCACUAACAGUAGACUUCAGGGGGGAAUGACAAUACCAAAUCCACAUAAAUACUUGCUUUUUGUGACGGAAGUAACUCUUUGUGGGGCUGUGGCAUGUUUGUAGGCCUAAAUAUAAUGAAUGUGGCUCUAGGUUCAGAAGCUGUGCCUAAUGAUAAACUUGUUAAAAUGUAAUUUAAAUAGUUCUACUCCAUUUGAACUACUCCAAGUUGUUUAGCAUAUUAGAGAGAAAUCGCAGGUGAACUACUGUUAACUAUAUAUUGCUUGGUUCUUUAUUUCAGAUAAAUUAUACUAAUAAUGCAAUAAGUGCAGCACUGCCCUGUAUAGGUGGUGACAGCUAGAGUUUUCUACCAGUUGAUUAGCAUCACUAAAUACAUGGUGAACCUACCUCAUGCUUUACUUCUAGCCAAAGUUUCCAUUUCUUCUUUUAAGACUGAACUUCCCCUUCACUGCUGUUCUGCACUAACUGCUUUGAAUUUCCAUGCAUUUUUCCAGUAGAAGAGCAUCUCUGUACUGUGUCACAUUACAUAGUCCAGCUGUGAGAAUCCCCACUCAUUUUUUUCACCUGCUCACUAAAAAGCUAAAGAAGUCUAUCUAGUUUCUUAUUGGAGAUCAGCUAAAAAUAUAUAGUAUUUAGUGAAAAGAAUAUAUGUUUAGUUUUUUUUCUUCUCAUUUUCUUCCAUAGGCAUGUGGAGACCCAAAAGCAAAACCAUCAUAUCUUAUUGACAAAAAUCUUGAAUCGGCUGUCAAAUUCAUUGUAAGAAAAUUUCCAGCUGUCGAAACACGCAACAACAAUGUAAGUAAUGAUACAACACUGUAAAUAUUUGGAUUUGCUUGAUAAUUAUUACCAGGCAGCUCUUCUAAUGCCAGUGCCCAUUGGGUGGGAUGAGGGAAGCACCGAAUGAUAUUGACACUGGUUAAAUCUCAGUGGUGUGUUGAUAAUAUGCCAAAAGAUCCAGUUCUGUAUAAAAGGCAGAUGUUCCAUAGCUGCAGCUUUUUCUGUUGACUGAAUUAUGGGGAAAGUGUCCUGGAUUGAGUUCUAAGAUCUACAGUUCUUAUAAAGGGACAGAAGCCUUGUGAAAUUUGGAAUAUACUAAUCCUAGACAGUGCAGGGCAGUGUUUCUGUGAUCAGAAUUGGAGUAUGAGUAUUUGUAAGAUGCUAAUUGAUGGCAGAAAUUCAUAUAAGGCUUUCAGUUGCAUGCUACAUUCCUUGGAGUAAGUGUUGUCAGUCAGUUUAUUCUACGGACAGUGCAUUGAAAGUCUACGUGUAUACAGCUCAGUAUAUUAACAAACCCAUUGUGGAAUAAAGCUCUGGGGUUUUUCUUAAGAAUGGAAAGUGCUACGUAUCUUCACAGAAGAUGGAAAUGACUUACCACUGGAAAAUAGUUGACCAGGAGGCUUCCAGUUUAGGUAAUCCUCCAAACUGAAACAGUUCCAGUUCUUGUGGAGUCAGACUUAGAACUAGAUGACUCUGCAUGUCUCAGGAAAGUUGGAAGAAGGGCAUUACUUGACUUAAAGCAAUCCAUAACCUGUGACCUUCCAUAAGUUGCUGUACUCCAGCUGGCAUCAUUCUUUAUUACUGGCCAUGCUGGUUGGGGCUGAUAGGAGUUGGAAUCCAAGAACUUUUUAGAGGUCUACAGGUUUCUCAUCUCUGCCUUGUUCAGUUUCCUUGCUUGUCCCCAGAUAAUUUGGUUUUGCUGUUGCCAUGUUGUUCCUUUUACAUUGACUUUCAUGUCUUGAAUUAAAAUGGGAUCAAAGCAAUUUAAGACUGUUUACAACAUUAAUUGAAUUCUAGUUGUAAUGCAGUAAACUCAUAAACUAACUGUGAUUUCUUUAUAAUGAGAAUUGAGAGGAAGAUAUUUUUACAUGUUUGUUUUCUUCUCAGAGGUGGAAAGGGGAGGCAGGUAAUGGGUUUGCAUGUUCUCUGCAUGCAAUAGUUUGCAUGAGUGCUUGAGAAUUCAAGUUUCCAAUACAGUUACUAAGCACUGGUAAUUUUAAGUGUUCUUUCCUCUCUUACGGUCAUUUAUUAAGUAACGUUAAAAUACACCUAGUACUUUUUAUUUCAGUGAUACUGAUUGCCAAAUGUCAAACAGUGCCAGUUACUAAGCAGAGAUAUUUUGCCAACCCACAAUUUCAUAUGUGACAUCAUAUAUUUAAACAUAAUGGCUUAGAUCCAAAAGUGUUCUGCUAGCAGAGAGUAUUAUGUGCUCAUGGAAAGGUUGUUUCUGAUUUAGUGGAAGAAUGUAAGAAAAGUGAGCUCCAAUCCAGAGAAGUCCUUCCUUUUUGUGUAAGUUCUUAUGUAAGACUUUACACAAGCACUUUCAAUACUUUUUUUAUAACCCACUGGAGCCUGUAUCUUCCUCAUUCACCUUGUUUCUCAUACAGUAAUGCAAUGCAACUGUGAUACUGUUCUAUGAGAAGUCUUGCACAAGAGUUCACAGAAUAGCAAUAAUACUUUUCCUCUUUUUGCUCGGAGUUCUUUGGAUCAGAAGGAUGCAGUGGGUGGGAUCCAGUGAAGUAGGUCUGUUGGUACAAGGACUUCUGUCUGCACAGCAUAAUUUCCCCUCCCUCCCUAUCCACCUUCUGCCCCUGCCCAAUCUUUCUGGGGUUUACCUUAACCCUCCAGAGCAGACUUGAGCAGGUGUGGGAGGUAUUGCAGAAAGAGGAGAGGGAGGGAAAAUUCCGUUGCACAAACGGAAAUCCUUCCACUAACAGAACUACUUUGUUGGAUACCUCUCAGUAUAAAUUUAUAUUUGACAGUUGAAGUUCUACUGAUUUGAGUAGCAAUUUUCUGUUCCAGACAUGGAUCUUUGGUUGUUGUUUUUUUUAAGCAGAUGGGCAUUAUUAACUUAGUUUCCAAUUUGCAUAAAAAAUAUUUACUUGUAACAAAAACAUGAAAAAUUGAUAUCUAAAGAAAGUAUUCAACUAGGGUAAAUUUAAAGAAAGUGGCUGUAUCCUUUAGAACAGAGCUAAUGCUUAUUUUAGGACUAUGUUAGACAAGUUGUACCUGUUUAAUAUUGUGUAUCAGACAUGAAUGCUAUGAAAUUAACAAGAAUUAACAACAAAAGCAUCAUUUUCAAAGGUGGAAGAGCUUGAGUUAAUGCAGGCAUCCCCAACCUUUGGCCCCCUAGAUGUUUUGGCCUACAAUUCCCAUGAUCCCUAUCUAACAGGACCAGUAGUCAGGGAUGAUGGGAAUUGUAGUCCAAAACAUCUGGAGGGCCAAAGGUUGCGGAUGCCUGAGUUAAUGCCUCCUAGGUAUUCAAAACUUUGUUUUGAAGUGUGAGAAAUUGAGUGAAAGUGUCUUUCCCUGUGGGGAAGCGUGUUGGUAGAUGCUGUCAGUUCCCCUUUUGUGUGUGUCAGGAUCUUCCUAUAGUUCUUAAAAUACUGACUUUCUCCCAUGAGGUAUAGAACUCUCAUAAUUGAAUAUCAGGAUCUAGAGUACAAUUAAAACCAAAAAAAGUAUUUGCUGGCGAAUGUAAAUGUGCCAUCAAAUCUAAUGCACACCUUAAUGUAGCUUGAUUGUAGGUGAAUUAAAGUUUUUUCUUUGGAUAGAAAUAAUAGAAAGUUGCAGCUUUAUAAAGGAAAAUGAGAAAUAAGUUUUGGACUGUGAAACUGUUUUUUGAGUUAUGGUACAAACUGCAGAAAGGAAUUUGCAGUAGUUAUUGUUAUUAUUUAUUACCCACACUUCACCCCAAGGUCCCAGGGUGGGUUACAGCAAUUAGAACAUUGCCUAAUGAGAUAAGAAUAAUUUGGAGAGUUGGGUAAAGGGAAGAAAUGUAAAAGGACAGGUAUCUAAGGACUCUUAGUAGUAUGGGAAUAAGCAGUUCAUCCAGAGUUCUUACGCUCUAGGACUGGUUUUCAACUAGUGUGCUGUGGCACCCUGGGGUGCCCUGAAUGAUGGUCAGGAGUGCCACAGGCAACACUGGCCUCCUUCCUUCCCUCCCUCCCUCUGAUGCCCUCUCAUGUCUCUGCUUCCCAAAGGCUUGCACAACUGUUUGUUGCAGCAGCCCUGCCUACAAGCUCCCCAGGCGAAUGCUGUCUCUGGGGUGGGCCAGGGGAUACUGGUUACCAUGAGCUCAGCGAGCCUUAGAGUAAGCAAGCAAGCAGGCGAGGGAGGCCAGCCAGCCAGUCCACCAGACCUUGCUGUUGGGAAUGAACAGACAAGUGGGAGGAUUGGCAGGCAGAUGCUGCGCUGGCCUUUCAUGUGCUUGCUGUGUGCAAGGCCUGCCUGGAAGCUAAGUACCCAGUGCUGAAGGGGAGCUUUUCCACCAUGCAGGCCUGGCAGCACCCGCUGCUGUCACUGCUGCCUCCCAAGGUGUAGUUCUGGCCUCAUGUUCACCUUUGGCCAGUCUCUGUCAGGCCAUCAAAGCAUCCUCUUCCCAGGCCCCUGAGGAGACAGCUCUCUCCGGGGCGGGUGGUUCAGAGACUGGGGUCAGUGGUGACAGCUGCUUGAAGCACUCCCAAGGAGAGGGGAUAGGAGAGGAGGCUGAGGGAACACUCCACAAGGAAGGGUGUUUGAAAAGGAGUGACGGGCUGCCAGCUCUGCAGGCAAGGGGUGACAUAACUGGGUUCCAAAGCCCCACAGGGAUGCUGCGGAAAGAAUGUAGGUGAUCAAGGGAGCCGUGGACUCAAAGGGGUUGAAAAGCUCUGCUCUAGGAUAUCCUGGAAUCAAACUGUAGUAAGUGUGCGAUUGUAAUAUUUACAUUGGGGGUUGUUCAUAUUUCUGGUGUGCCAUCUGUCUUAUAUAUAAGAAAAUUGAAAGGCUAAAACCUGUGGUGAUGUAAAGAGUUGAGGUACACUUCCCCCCAUUCUGAUUUUCUCAGUUUCUUUUAUUGAGCUGUUUUAGGUUCCUGAUACUUUCUGUACUCCAGCUCUCUUAAAAGCAAAACCGCUGAAAUCUUCCCCUUUUUGAACUCUCUCUUGCAGGAUUGUGUUAAAUAAUUUUAAACAAUCAGUUGCUGUUUAACUAGGAGCAAGCUGAGAUGGUACUUUAAUAGGGUUUAUAUCUGUAUUUAAAGAGAAGCCCUCAGGCUAAGCAUGCAAAUGAGCCAUUCUGGAAUACUUGCUGUAACACUAAAGAUCUAAGCUUUAUUUUAAUAUUAGGUUGAAAUCCUGUAGACAAGAUCUUGAAUGAAUAAUUUAAAACAUUUGCAUUUUUUCUGGCAGCGUAACUUGCAGAACAAUACUGAUAUUAUUUGAUGGAAUAUUGGACAACUAGCCUACUUAGGCAAUUUUUAGAAAUCUAUCUGAAAUCCCACAUGUAGACUGACUAAUCCGCCUUGACCCUCAACACAUACACCCCAGCUCGGUGCUGAGACCAAAAAGAUGUGUUGAAUCACAAAGCCCAGUGGAAUUUUAGAUAGGGAUAGAAAAUAACCAAACAACCCAUUGAAUAUUGCCCACUUUUUACUUGCUUGCUUCUUUAAAGCAAUUUUGCCCUGUACUUUAACUGGAAAAGCUCUCUGAGGGGCUUACAAUGAUUAGUAGUAAGAGAAUCCCUGCCCUCAGGCUUACAAUAUGAAAGAUAUAACACUCAGUGAAAAAGGGAUGGGGAAGGAGGAGGAAAAAAACAAACUCGGGCAACAUUUUUUAAAGUUAUAGUCAGCUGUAUUGUAGAACCAGCUAAAAUGGAAAUAGUUCACGUAGCCUGAGAGAAUGGCUACCACCAGUUGACAGUGGACCAAAAGCAGCUGGUUCUCAGCAAUGGUAACAGAAUAGUAGUCAGAUAUCUGAUUGUAUUAGAACUGUAAAAAAAAGAACAGGGUGAAUUAUACUAAUUACAAUAAUUUGUAUUAACCUUUGUUCCUGAGGACUUGUGGCUUGUUCUGUUCACAUACAGUCCUAGGUUAUAGGUUAUAUGUACAGUAGGCCGAGUCCACUGUACAUGUAACGUUCACACGCUCACUUCUGGUAUGCUAUCUGUCUGAUGUAUAAGGCUAGGGACAGACCCCAGCCCUGUUUCAAACUUGCAGUUGGAAAAGUGGGAGCGGAGAUGCUGGUGGGAUGCUCCAGGCUCCGUAGCAGUUCAGCAGCCAACCAGUUGCAAGUUUUUCUCCUAAUGUUGGGGAAAAGGUGGUCAUCAUUCAACUGCCAAGUGAUCACACACCUCUGUAGCUCUAGCAUUGGUGGGAUGACUCAUACCUGUCAUCACACAUGUGGUAAGUGAAAUUCCUGUUGCACUUGAAUUUCCAGCUAAUUCCCCCCCCCCCCCAAAAAAAGCUACUAUUGAAGUCCUCCUCCCUUUCAAAAGCAGUGUGUCAUGCAGUGUUUGGGAGGCCAGAGAGGUUAAAAAGAAAAGGGGUGUGUGUGAGUCUAAAGCUCUCUUGGGAUCACAGGACUGGUUUUGUGGUUCUUUGAAUCUUGGCAUGUGUUGCAGGUGGGCUGGCGUAGUUUAUAAAUCUAAUUGGAUAAAAUUUCCUGAAAAAAAUCGUUACAGGUAGUCUGAGAUGUGGUUCAUCAGCCCCCUUUCUGAAGGCGUGUAAUGACUAGCAUCAGUAACACUAAUUCGGGAAAGGUAUAAAUAAAUACUGUUUAAAGUUGAAUUAAUUACCAGUCUUGCUUUUUGACUACAGAAAACAUAAAAAGCAUAAAACAUUUAAAACUGGUAAAAGGCUGAGUGGUUUGAUAGCUUUGGUGAAAUAAAUAUUUCUUCACUAAGUGAUAAAUAUUUUCAGAAAACAACCUCAAUUUUUGAUACUUUUCUGUAUAAAUAUUCUACUAUAACAUAUAAGGAUAUAGCCAUAAGAUUGAAUAAUGUACAUUGAUACACUUAACUGCUCUUUGUUUCAUUACCAGUCUAAAAGUGUGUACAUUUUAAUGUGGUUACCCUACUGUAUUAUGCUGUAUAAUGCUCAGUGUGGUCUUUCAGUGUCUUUUCCUUGAUUCCCCCCCCCCCUUCUUAUUUAUGUCUAGCCAGUAUGAUGUCGUAUGAUGUUAUCCAAUUGCAGAAUGUGUGUGUAUGAUUGAGAUAUAAGUGAUAUAUAUGUCAAGGGAGAGUUAUUUAGCUAGAUGCAUAUGAAAGAAGGUGAUUGUGGAAAGGCCUUUAAUCAUAUUAGACUUUUUAUGUGUUCAUGAGUUGGAGAACCAUAUAGACCCUCCUGAAUUUGGGCCCGCAAUAUUUACCUUUCAUUUUUCUCAAAAGGCAAACUUUUAUCAAGAUUCUGUUGCUGAUGCCACCCUCUUUUAAUAUUUUGAUUAUUCUAUGGUAUCACAGUAGUUGAACUGGUCAUGCAUUUCUUCCUUACAUAGACCCAGACAUGAGCAAUGACAGCAUUUCCAGUGCAGUGGUACCUCGGGUUACAUACGCUUCAGGUUACAGAUUCCGCUAACCCAGAAAUAUUGCUUCAGAUUAAGAACUUUGCUUCAGGAUGAGAACAGAAAUUGUGCUCUGGCGACACGGCAGCAGCAGGAGGCCCCAUUAGCUAAAGUGGUGCUUCAGGUUAAGAACAGUUUCAGGUUAAGUAUGGACCUCCGGAACGAAUUAAGUACUUAACCCGAGGUACCACUGUACAAAAUACACUGAAGUCUAAUUGGCUCUACAUACUAUUUAAACAUAGAUUAUGCUGAACGUUCUUUUACAUGCAAAAUAUGUAAAUUUUAUUUUACAUAAAUAUGCUGCCUGCCAGCUCCAUUAGACUCCAGUCUAUUUUGUACUGGAAAUGUUCUUAUUGCUUUGUCAUGGAUAUAUGAUGUCUAUGUAAAGACAAAGUAGAAAUGGAUGGCAACACUGAUGUAGAUACACAAAAAACUAGAGUGGGCAGGAUUUUUCAUUUUUACAGUAGCCAGGAGUCAUGAGAUGCCAACCUUCAAUUUCAUAGUUCUGUUGACUGUGAGAACCAGCUUUUUUAUGAAACAGGGAAUGCUUUCCAUUUUUGUGAUCCAUAUCUGUAUAAUGAAAAUUGAAUUUGGGUAAAAGUUUUUUCCCUCUAUUAAUGUCAAAUGGAAGAAUGUAAUUUUAAAGUGUGAUAUUUAUCAAUGAAAAUAUCAGGGAAAAUCCCUGUGUAACUUUGUGGAAGACAUUGUCUAUCUAGUUCAUGCUCACAACAGUGUGGCAUAGAUGUGUGUUUUUUAAAUGCUCUUUAUACAUUUGAAGGGCAUGAAAUUAUUUUUUUAAAAAUUAAUAUAGGAAGCUGAAAGAUGUUCUAAUUCUUCCCUAGUCUUUUGUGUAACUUUAUUCUUUCCCUUUCUACUGAUUAGUUUGUAUCCUGCAGGAAUAACACAUUUGAGCACUGCUGAAAAAUACUGUGUGAAAAUCUACUUUUACAACUACUGAAUAUCCUUGUAUUCAUAGUCUCUCUUCCAUUUCCUCACCAGUGUCUAACACGCUAUCCUCUUGCUUCUUUUUCAUCUUUGUUUCUUUUGUUGCUUGUGUUUUAAUGUAUAUUGUGUUAUAUGGGACUGCUUAAAGAACCGUGACUGUAUUUUAUGUUUGUAUCUACAUUUUAUUUUGCAUGCUUAACGUGGCUUUGCCUGGAUAUUCUUUUUGGUAAGUUCUGAAUUUAAAGCGUAUUGUUUUCUCUGUAGUAAAAUCUGUAAACUCUGCUGUCACCUCUUUUCCCACCUCAAGAAAUCUGUCCUUAUUUUUUUCAUGCUGAUUUGUGCUCAUAAAUGGUUUUGCUUUGGCUAAUUACUCGUAUAACCAAUUCCUUUUUAACACUCUCUAAUCUCUAGUAGUUAUAGUUAAUAAUUUUGGUACUAAUGUGUACUAAUUAGCUGGUAGUUGGCGCUUAUUAAAAGAAGCGUUUAGUUGCAGAAUGUGGGCACCAUCACUUUCUUAACAUGCUUGGAAGGAUUGCAUAUAGCCCAAAGGUGUAUCCUUGCUUCUACCUUCUGCCCCUUGGCCCAUGUGGAUAGCGAGGUAUGCAUGUGCAGCAGUGUGCUGCCAGUUCCUGGAAUGGGAAGCUAGCUUGUUUGCUACUUGCCCAUCUAGCCCUCCCUCUCCAGGUCAGAGUCUGGCUUGGACAGAGGUCAGGAAGGGGAAGCAGUGCACUGGCUUCCUGUUUUCUUGACAAUUGCCAGCAGAAUGGUAGAUGCUUACAUCAAUGGGAGGGAGAGUGACUUAUUGAGCUUAAGGCAGGAGGAAUUGUGCCCCAUAGUUUGUUCAUAUAUUAAAAUCACAACCAUGGAGAAAUGCACUAAACAUUUGAUCACUGUAAAAAAUUGUGUACCUGCUUCUUGCAAGUAUGAUUCCUUGGCUUUCUUAAAAUUAUGCAUUUAUUUCCAAGAACUGUUUAGUUUAUAUGUGUGUGUGUUUGAUUUGUAGCAACAGCUUGCUCAGCUGCAGAAAGAGAAAUCAGAGAUUCUGAAGAAUCUGGCUUUAUAUUACUUCACGUUUGUUGAUGUUAUGGAAUUUAAGGUAAGGCACCUGAAGGACAGUUCAGCUGCUCUUGCAGGCCUUGAUAGAAUUUCACAACCAUUGAGUGCAGAUUAAAUAAUUUAUUAUGAAUUGCUUUUUUAAAAGUGCUUUCUAUGUUAAAGUAAUGGAUAUUUUAAAAAUUGUUUUUUAAAAAAUGUAUUGCUGUUAUUGGCUGAGGGUGUGUUUUUGGUUUUUUUUCCAAAUUCAGGAAAAAAUGUCCAGUAAUAAUUUCAGUAUGCAAUCAGAUUUUUCCAUUCUCUUUUUGUUUUCAAGGACCAUGUCUGUGAAUUGCUGAACACUAUUGAUGUUUGCCAAGUCUUCUUUGAUAUUGUAAGUCCAUGAAAGUUUUUAAAAAGUCAAUUGAACUGCAAUUCUUAAUACAUUUACUAGAGAGCGAGCGCAAGUGAACACAUUGGGAAAUUACUUCCAAGUAAACAUGCAUAGGAUUACACUGCGCAGCUGAGAUAAAAUGACCUGAGUCCUAAAUAGUUUAGGCCUUUAUAAAUCAAUACAAAUACUAAGAAUUGUGCCUGGAAAUGGACUGGGAGUUGAAGUGGCUGUUUAAACAUUGGUCUUGACCUAUUCCUCUAAUUGCAGUAAAGGUGGAAAAUGGUCAAAUGAUGCCGUAGCUCACUUCCAAUGUAUUAGUUUUGACUGGGAGUUUUGGUCCUUUGUGUAUGCACUGCUUUCUAACAUAAUUCUUGGAAAUAUCUGAAAAGGCCAUUCAGCCUGGAGUCCUCUAAGAGUGAGUCCAUUGAGUUGUGCUAACCUAUUACACAUUUUAGUGUUUAGAAUGUUCUACAGUAAAUACAGUAAAGAAAGAUAAUAUAUUUGAGGUGCUUCUCUACAUUUAAUAGGUGCUAAUAGGUGCUAAUUUUAAGUUGUGUGAGACUUUUCAAAUGCAUAUGAAAUGUAUGAAGGAUUAGAACUUGACGAUGAUAUGAGUAAUCUGUUACAAUACAAAACCUUUUUUGUAUUUCAUUUCUAGACUGUAAAUUUUGAUUUAACAAAGAACUACCUAGAUUUAAUCAUAACCUACACAACACUAAUGAUAUUGCUGUCUCGGAUUGAAGAGCGGAAGGCCAUCAUAGGGUUGUACAACUAUGCUCAUGAGAUGACACAUGGAGCAAGGUAAAAAUGCAUUGCACACUGAAUGCCUUUUUUGUGAGGAUUGGGAGCAUGUUAUACAAUGCAUUUUCCUUAAUCUCGUUUGUUGCUUUUUUUAGUGAUAGGGAAUACCCACGUCUUGGCCAGAUGAUUGUGGAUUAUGAGAACCCUCUGAAGAAGAUGAUGGAGGAAUUUGUACCACAUAGUAAAGUGUGUAUAAGCCUUUUUCCUCUUUCUGACCAUUCGUCUGACUGUCUCUCCCCCCUUUUUUCUGAAAAUAAAUGUGUAUAAGUUUUUUUAAAAAAAAAAUAGAAAAUUGAGGAUAAGCAGUUUUUAAUAAAAUUGUCAAGCUUUCCCCUCUUUCUGUGUGCAUUUAAAAGAAUUAAAUAGUUCAUUUAGCAAUAUAAUGGAAAAGUCUUCAGGAUAUUUCCAUAUAGGGUCCUUUUUACAACCCAAACCCAUGAUAGUUUGUGAGGUUAAUGGCAAUUCUGAAGAUGUCUGCUUAGAAGAGGAAAGUUCCACUGAAUCCAUUGGGGCUUAUUCCCAGGAAAGUGAACAUAGGAUUGCAGGCUUAAGUGUGGGGAUAAGGUACCAGCACACCAAACCACCUCUUCAGACACAAGUGUGGCCCUGAAAAGGUCAAGUUGGGGGUGUGCAUGCACAAUCCCUGCUGCAGUGUUUCCCUGCACACCGAUACUAUUUCAAACCUUCCCAUAUUUAGAAAGAAGGUCUGAAGGGGGAUUCUAAGCACAUUCAGGUGAAUGCACUUAGAAUUCCCCUUCAGGCCCUCUCAGAAUUAGAACACCUGAAAAGGGGACCGUGCAUAUAAAGUUCCCACUUUUAGCCCAUGUACAUUCUCCACAAAAUCCUGAGGUCUGUUAUCUUCACUUCUUCCCAGUGUUGCUCCUUUCUGUCCUACUCUGUCAUGACUAUCCCCAUCCUUGCAAAAAAAGCAGAGUAGGAAAUAAGAUAUGCCAUGCCCAUGACAGUUUGAAGCAAGCUUCGAGUCUUUGAGAAAUGAUCAAAUGGGUUCUUCAUUUACAUAUAUUUAGCUAAAGGAGGCUUUUCUGUCUGGUGGAUACAUUGGUUCGGCGUAGAAAUUUACUGUAGGGAUAACAUGCUUAUAUCCAAAUUCUCUAAUAUCAACCUAGUUAUUUAAGAACUUACAAUUUGCACUUUAAAAUAAUACUUUAAAUUUUAAAAUCCUUUGGCAAAGGUUGCAAGUAUGUGAGGCAAGGAAAAAAUAUAUCAAGUCCCAGCAUUUGUCUCAUACAGCAUUGGAUAGACAUGAAAUACAUGACCAUUAGAUGCUUGAGAGUACUGUAAUAAUGGAAUAGAUUAGAAGAACAUUAAAUUGUAUUUAUUGUACUUAACUGCUAAUCGUUCAAAACAAUAUGUUUGUAUUUACUGUGUUCUAGGCUCUUUCAGAUGCCCUAAUCUCACUCCAGAUGGUCUAUCCUCGACGAAACCUCUCAGCUGACCAAUGGCGAAACGCACAACUCUUGAGCCUCAUCAGCGCUCCCAGCACAAUGCUUAAUCCUGCACAGUCAGACACAGUAUGAUACUUUACUUUGAUUCAAUUCAAUUCUGUGGAACUUAAAGUUUGUGAGGUUUGCUUUUGAAAAUUCCCAGCUCAGGUUAUUCAUUCUCUCUCUCUCUCUCUCUCUCUCUCUCUCUCUCUCUGUCUCUCUCUCUCUCUCUCUCUCUCUCUCUCUCUCUCUGUGUGUGUGUGUGUGUGUGUGUGUUUAUAAUGAGGCAAGACUCCCCCCAAAGGAACAAGUGUGCAUUUUGGGGGUACUUCUGGAUCUACUGUUACUCAAGGCACAAGUGGCCUCAAUGGCACACAGUGCCUUCCAUCAGCAUCAGCUGGUGGCCCAGAUAUGGCCCUAACUUUUGCUGUUUGCACUCUAGUAACCUUUAGAUUAAUUACUGCCAUGUGUGUUAUAUGUGGGGCAGCUGAUGAUGGUUUAGAAACUGCAGCUAGCCCUGAAUUUGGCAGCCAGAUUUCUGACUCUGAUCUGAGUGUCUAGCACUAAUUCUGUCACAACUGUGCCAGUUACAAUUAUUUUCCAAACUCAAUUCAGAGUUAUGUUUUUGAUUUAUAAAACCUUAUGCAGCUCAGGACCCCAAUACCUCAGGGGUUACCUCUGCUCAUAUGAACCUACCUGAACUUCAUUCACCAUCAGAGACCCUUCUUCAUUUGCCUUCUCUGAGGGACGUGUGGAAGGUGACAGGACAAGAAGUGGAGUCAUAAGUCAUAAUGGAUAUGGGCAACUUUGUCCUCAAAGUGUCUUGCAAAUGUGUUGCAGCAUUAUACCAAAGGUUCUGUUGCAUCUGCCCCUGGGCCAGAUUUCCAAAGCUCUGCUGAAUGACACUGAGAAGAUGCAGAAGAAUAGUUGCUUCACCACAGAGUAGGCCCAAUAAUAGUCUCUUGCUAGUGUUUGAAUAACCUUCCCAUGAGUUUUACUCUACCUGUCCUCCAGCUGUCUUCCCACUGCCUCUAAGCCAGAGUGAGUAACAAGUGGAUCUCAGAUCAUUUAAGGUCAUUUUGAUCUGUGUGCCUCAUCAGGCUGCUAGGUCAUAGCAUAGAUUGUCCAUUUGUUCCUGGAACCAAAAAGAUGUACCAUAAGCUCCUAGAGUUAGAACUGUGCCCAGCAUAUGGACCGUGCCUUUCCAGGGUGUGCCCACACAAAGGAUCAGGAAGAGUUGGUUUAGAGCAAACAUGGAGAAGCCCUGAAAGUGUACUUUAAACCCUUUUGUAACCCUGAAGCAGCCCUUCCCUAAAGAAAUGAUUUCACUUAGAGAGCUGUUAUUAUUUCAUCAGCCUUGUUUAAAAUAUUGUACCCAGAGCUCAUGUAUUAACUAGAUUGCAAUGUGUCAUUUUCUGAUGACAGCUUGUUUUUACAAACAGAUGCCAUGCGAAUACCUGUCUCUGGAUACAAUGGAGAAGUGGAUCAUAUGUAAGUUUCAUGUUCUACUGAAGUGCUUCCUGUUUCUUUACAGCUGUUGUCAUGUAUAAUGGAGCCACGAGGUCAGUUCAGAUGUAACAGUGCCCACCUCUUAGCCAUGGUUAAGGGAGCAGGAGCAUUCAUUCUGUCUCCCAAGACCCAGUCUUCAUAUGUGCAAAAUGCACUCGUAGCUUAAACUAUUGCUAACCAACAUAAUUGUAACCAAGGUUUGGUCUUUAUCAGGAUUCUUUAACAAUUUUCAAACCCGGUUUUAAAACAAACUGUGCUUAGCAAUAACCAUGGCUAGCAUUGGUAUUGACUUAUCUAUUAGCUUAGUGAAGACACUGGGCGGGAGUGUGCAGGGAGCUCAUAUACGGGAGCUAGGCUGAGGCUAUUCUGAUCUCAUUAUCCCAUUAAUAAAAGGCAAUGUUACAAUUGUGUAAGCUCUAAGUUCUGAGGUAUUGGAAUUUUGUAAGCAUGUUCCAGAGCUAAGCAGUUCUAAUUCCAUUGGUAUCAACGGGGAAGUAAUAGAACUUUAAACUGCUUAACUUUGGCUGGAUUGUGUCCUAUGGGUGAGAUCAAACAUCACAUCAGCAGAUGCAAUUGGACUUGUCCCUUCUCUUUUCCCACCCAUCAAAUAUGUUCUGACAAGUUCUCCUAAAUCUCCAGAGGAGUUUUUGAAGGGUGGGAGCAGGAGCUGCAGGGUGGAGAAGAGAAAGACUCCUUUGCAUGUGAUAAAGUUCUUUGUGCAAGUUGACACCAUUGGCUGUUUUGUUACUGUAUUUGGCCUGUUCAAGAGUACUUAUACAUGCUGUAGAAUUUCAUUUUGCAGCAUGAAUAAAUGCAGAUGAUAUGCUAGAAAAAGGAUAUACUAUUUAUGGGUAAAAUGCACAAACAUUGUUUUGCUAUCGUAUCCUGAGCCUCUCUUUCAAAAAUUGCUUCCCAUGUUGAUGUUGCAAAUUUAUAAUCAGAUUUAUCAGCAUUUCUUUCUACUGUGCAUUUUCUAUAUUAAGCCUUUAUUCCUAAAUUGAUUAUUGUGAGCUUUGGACUUACGUUAGGAUACUUGGGCAGCAUCCAAACAUUUCCACUGGCACAAGCACUUUUGGCCACACAAUGGAGCUUCCUUUACUCAUACAUCCCUCAUGUGUCCCCUUCCUAAUAUAUUCUGGGUUCCCCCACCCCCCACCCUCUGGAGAAGAUUCAGAUAGUGGGAAAGGAGAGGGCAGGGAAAUUCCGCUGCGCAGCCAAAAGCUCUUGUCCUAAUGGAACUGUUUAGCUGACUACAGUCCAUUGACUGUUGAAUGACAAGUAGGUUGAGGAUUUACCUGUUAGUUGCAGUAAAAUAAAUCUAUGGGGAAGACCACACAUGUGACAGAGCAAUCUCACUUGCAUGCAGAAGCUCCUUUCUGUCUCCUGCCAGUCACCUUGUUGGGCUAGAUGGACCAAUGGUUUAACUCAUUAUAAGCUUCCCAUGUUCCUAUAAAAUGGUGGUUCCCAAACCCCCCCACCAUGGACCCCUUGAAAAUUGCUGAGGAUCUUAGUGGAGCACUUAAUGAUUUUUCAGCUUGUUAUAGUAAUUGUAAUGCACUAUGCUAGAUGCUGUAUGAUUUUUAAUUGUGUUUUUAGUGCUGCUUAUUUCUUCUUACAUUAGAUUUUAUUGCAUUCCAUGGAAUUGUAGUACAGGGGAAUCCCCACUUACAUGGGGGUUCUAUUUUGGGCCAGCCGUGCACAUCACCAGGAUGUGCGUAAGUGAGGAUUAUCCUGUUUCAUUUCUGGACCUGUUCCUCCCCCUUUUUGCACCGUUUCUGGCGUGUGUGUCAGCGGGAGUGCACAUGCUGAUUGCAUUCAAGUGGGGAGACUCCUAUACAGUUAAAUGCAAUAUAAGAAAUAGGACAAAGAAUUAAAACCAUUAAAAAUCAAUAUGAAUAUUUAAUACAAUGGGAUGUGUCAUCUAUCUUCAACUACAAAUCCACUGAAUGCUGCAGACCACCUUAAUGAAGCUUGUGGACCACUGGUGGUACAGACAACAGUUUGAAUUUGUCACCAUGAGUUUUACAUAAUGCUGAUUUCUCUUUCUCUUUUCAAAGUUGGGUUUAUUUUGUGCCAUGGAGUCCUGAACAGUGAUGCAACUGCUUUGACCCUUUGGAAGCUUGCUCUUCAAAGCAGUUCUUGCUUGGCUCUGUUUCGGGAUGAAGUUUUCCAUAUUCACAAAGCUGCAGAAGACUUGUUUGUAAACAUAAGAGGGUACGGUUUUUGAAAUACAGAUAUAGAUUAGAUUUUAUUGCAUUCGCUAUAUAUAUGCAUAUAGUGGCAAAUGAGAGAUAGAUGAACAAGAGAAGUCUUGUGGAAAUCAGUGAUAUCUAGGGUUGAAAUUGAGAAAGCAGCCGCAUCUUGCAUAUGCUUUCCCUCCUUUUACUUUCCUCCACAUAAAAUACCCCACAUAAAAUACUUUCCUUUACCCAGGUUCUUCAUUGUGCUUGAAUUGGGGUUUUUUACACCUAAUUCUUGGAGCUGCUUUAAAUUUAAACUUUGCUUUUGGUUGCAUGCCUUUCAACUUUGUUCAGAAAUUGAAGCCACACAUUCACUUAUUCAUUAGUCUGAGAUGGCAUUUGAUCUAAAUACAGGACCUUAACUGACCCGUUGGGAAGCCUUUUUCCAGGAACUGGUUAGUUAAAGGAAAGUUGCUCUUUCUGAUGCAAUUGUAGAGAAAUGGGAAGUCUUUAUCCCCAAUAUGUUUAUACAUUUUGUUUACACUUGCAGCUAUAACAAACGUAUUAACGACAUACGAGAGUGCAAGGAAGCUGCUGUAUCACAUGCGUAAGUGUACUGUAAAAUAUGUUUUUAUAAAAUACUACUAAUUAUGUGUUUUAGUAUUUAGCCAAAUUAUACAACUCUGUCAGCAAUGCUGAAAGAUAGUUGCUUAAAAGUACCUCAUGGCAAACAGAAAAAUCUCCUGCUUGUUUUGGGUAGAGAGUUGCCAGUUUCUCUUUCCUCAUCUGCUGCUCCUACAUACUUGGAAGGUCCAUCUCUUUGUAGCUGGUUUUGCUUCCUGUUCACCAGCUGCAUUUUUCAAUCCAAGCCUAUAUUUUAUACAAUAAAUUCCACUCUGUGUUCCCUUACGUUGAGAACUUCAGGGCCAGGGGCCAAAUGUGUCUCUCCAGACCCCUAUCUGGCCCUUUGGACUCUCUCAAGGUCCCCCCCCCCCCAAUGCCACAUCCCUUGCAGUUCUGCUUUGCACUCUUCUUGCCUGACUGGAACAUGUCCUUGAACUCUGGUAAUGCUGCUUGGAUGGAGGGCAGAGUGGUUGCUCUGUGUAGCUUACUGUACAAUGGAAAAAUUCAUAUUAAGUACUCUGCCCGCUUUGACCUCUGGCCCCAUCCACUAUGAGCGUGUGGCUCAUGGAAGAUUGCCCAGAAGAUAAUUCAACCCUGGGAUGAAAAUCAUUUCCCACCUUUGCCUUACAUAGAGUUGUAUAGCUGGAAGGGACCCUAAGGAUAAUCAAAUCCAACCCCCUGCAAUGCAGUUGUCCAAUACAGGGAUCGAACCUGCAACCUUGGUGUUAUCAGCACCACCUUCUAACCAACUGAGCUCUUGAAGCAUGAUUGGUCUGAUCUUGGAUAUUAUUAUUUAGUACAGGGGUGGCAAAUAUGUGACCAUCCAGGUAUUACUGGACUACAACUCCCAUUAUCCAUGACUGGGGGUCAUGCUGUCUGGGGCUGCUAAGAGCUGGAGUCCCAAAAAAAUCAGGAGAGCCACAUGCUUCCCACCUCUUUUCUCAGACCAGCUUGCUGCAUACAUUACAUAAAAGUCAGAGGCAAUGUUCCAGCCAAUAUAAAAAAACUGUCAAAAACAGAUUUUACAUAACUGUUUUCUUUAAAUCUUUAUUUCCACUGGUAACAUGAAAAUGUAAUGGCCUCACAAAUGUAUUAAAACUUGAUGUUAAGGAGCAGUAUGAGAGGUAGUUUUUAAACACCAUUUUUAAUUGAGAAUGGACUGCCAUGGACCCUAAGCACAACUUGAAAUGAUUUGUGAAAUAUAGUAUAUUGGUGAUUAAUUGCAGUAUUUGUAUUCUGAAAACAGCGGUUCAAUGCACAGAGAAAGACGCAAAUUUUUACGGUCUGCACUGAAAGAACUAGCUACUGUCCUGUCAGAUCAGCCAGGACUGUUGGGUCCCAAGGUAAGUAAGCUUAGUAAGUAGGAGGGAAAUUAUUUACGGGCACAAUCCACAAAGUUCAUUUCCAUUUGCUGUACAUUCACUUAUAAUAUCUGCAAAGGGAAACAUUUUAAUGUGUGUUUGGUUUUUUCCAGGCACUUUUCGUCUUUAUGGCAUUAUCGUUUGCUCGUGAUGAAAUUAUUUGGCUUCUACGACAUGCAGAUAACAUGCCAAAGAAGAGUGCAGAUGAUUUCAUAGAUAAGUACGUUUCAUAUCUGGUAUAUUUUAAAAUUCAGAUUUCUUGCAUGAUAUGGAACCCGCUGUUGCCAAAGCACUUUGGUAUAGUGUACUACUACUUGUUUUUCUUCUUAUUCUUCAGGCAUAUUGUGGUCUUGAUUGCAUUGAUAUAUGGAGGCUCUUUCCUUGACUUGGUUGAUCACUGUUAUUCCUAGAUAUGUUAAAAUAAUGUUUCCUUUCGCUGCUGUGGGAUUUGAAAACAAAAUUUCAUUAAGAUACAUUUGUGAGUGUAAUGAAUGCAAAGCCAUUCAGUUCAGAAUAAUGUGCUGGAAUUCAUAUAGCAAAGGUCUCGUGUCUAUCUAGCCACGUCCCCAUACUCAGCUCCUUUAAACAGUCAGCAUGCAUUGGGCAGGGUAGUGAUGAAAAAUGCCACAUUGGCCUUAGUCCAGAGAGCUUACGUAGAAGCUUCCCUAAAAAGAUUUCAAACAUUUUCUUUGAUUCUUCACACGCCUGUUGCUACAUUGUAGGCUUGCCUUGAAAUGACAUUAAAAGUGCAGUCCUAUACAUGUCUACUUAAAAGUAAGCCCCAUUUAAUUCAGUGGUAUUCACUCUCAGAAAUGUGUGUAUAGGAGUGCAGGCUAAGUCUUAAAAGCAGCUUAUCAUUCCUGUGUGUUUGUGUGUUCAGAUCACAAACAAAAGCUGUGCUGAGCGUGCAACAGUUAGUUGCAUAACUCUCUAGUCUAGAUUGUAACCAUUUCCAAAGGGAUAACUCUUAGUCUGUUUCAGCAAAAGCAGCAGAGUCUUGUGACUCCCCAAAGUACAUCCAAUAAUUGGGGGGUAGUUUCCUGGUGUAAAUAUGAAGCAAGUUGUACAGUCACUUUUUCUAAAUAAAUAAAAAAAUUGUCCAGUAGCACAUUAGAGACCAACUAAGUUUGUUCUGGGUAUAAGCUUUCGUGUGCAUGCACACUUCUUCAGAUACUUACCUGAAUCUAGAUUCAUUUUUCUGUCUUUGCAAAUUGUGUCUGUAUUGAAACUUCACUUUUAUAUAUUAACAAAUAGUUGAAUGCCUUUUUUUCCCAAUCAGCAUGUGGUUCUUCACAUACAUAAAGUUCCAUAACUGAUUUACGUUUACAAAAUGUAGAAAAUCCUGAUAUCACAACAAAAUAAACGAGUAGUGGCAGGCCUUUAAUAGUUGCCCAAGCUUGGUCUGCUAAGAUAAUACCUUCAAGAUCAGUUUGGUGAUAGUACUCCAGGAUCCUGGAGGAGUGUUGCCUUCUCUUGUGGCUGUUCAGCACCCAGCAAUCUGCUCCCCAAAACAACACAUACUUUUCUAAUCAGAGCAAUGUAAGAGGAUGUGUGCCGUGCACUUUUAUUGAUUGUCAGUUCUAGAGGAUCAACAGGAACAUUUGUCCCAUAGGUUGUUUUCAAAAGUGUUUCUUUUGAACUUCAAAGCAUGUUGUGACCCAGCCCUUAACAUUUUCUGCAAGUAGCUUCCCACUGGGCUUGAAAACAAGAGUGGUGAUGUCAGCAAAACCAUCCCUUUUUGUUUUCUUAAUUCCACCGCUUCGCCCCCCCCCUUUCUUCCAAAUAUAUCUUUUAAUAGCUGUUUUCCUUAAUUAUGUGGGCUCACUGGGGCAAAGCUAGAGAGCUUUUUCAGUAAUAAAGCGAAUGUGUUUAUUUACUUAAUUAUGGCCUUCCACGUGUAGUUUCCCUGCUAGCGUUCUCUCUAUCUCACCGAAAACUUGGGUAUACUUAAGUAGCAAAUAACCAUGAUUUAAGGACCAAUAAAAUGAGAAUUUCACACCACUUGACAUUUUUCACACAUGCUUACAUUAGUCAAUAUUCUUUGUUUCUCUUUCGUUCCUAAGGCACAUAGCAGAGCUGAUUUUCUACAUGGAAGAGCUCAGGGCACAUGUACGAAAAUAUGGCCCAGUUAUGCAAAGAUACUAUGUGCAGUACCUAUCGGGCUUUGAUGCGGUUGUCUUAAAUGAACUUGUGCAGGUAAGUGGUGAGGAUAUUGCUAUAAAAAGGUUACAAGUACUGAAUUAAGUACUGACUUGUUGAUUUUCAUCCUGAGUGAAGAAAUGCUAAGAAGUUAAAAUACCCUUUAAAGUAUCCUGUAAGGUGUGAACUUCUGUUAGGCAACCCGAAGACUAAAACAGGAUAUACAGGUUCCAUAGAACCUACAUAUUUUGUACAGACACCAGUCAAUCACAGAUACAUAGUUACUAUCAAUCACUGAAAAAUGACUAUUUUACUUUUUCAUUGCCCACUAGAUGGAGCUCAGAUUUUAUACUAUACAACACAUCCGCGUAGAUGUUCAACAUUUAAACUAGUAGUCAUCCUGUAGGGAUAAAGCUGCUUGUAUUGGGGAGGAAAUAAUCUUUUUGUUAAUUUUCAAUAGCAUGUAGUUAAGAUGACAUUGUAAUGAGGGAAGGCUGUUUGAAAACAAAAUGGAGUCAAUCAGCAACCAGUGUCUCUUCUCUGUAGUUCUCAGCCCCUUUAAUUGUGUACAUUAUAGCAUUUGUUUAUUACAUCUGAAUGGGCAGGGGAACUCUUUAAAAUGGUCUUGCUUUCACAAAUAAAUAUUCAGGCUCCUAUUAUACAGCGCUCGUAUCUUCCAUUAUUUUGGACUACUGCUAAAAAUGUGCUAAAUUCUUGAUUCCCUAUAUUGAGAAACAAAUAACAAGCAUUAUAGGCUUAGUGGAUUAAGUGACAUUAGGUGGAUUAAUUGACGUUGGCACCCGUGAAAUAAUGCUAACCCCACUUCGCAACCCUAUGUCAGAAAAACAGUUUCCAUACUUCAAUUGCCCAAGUGGAAGUCUGAAAGUUUGUGGGGUGAUUUUGAGGUGGUGCAGGGAGAGAAAGCAGGCUCUCUGUAUACAGCUGCCCUUCUUCUCAUGUACUUCACAUUCAGUACUCUCUCAUACAUAAACUAUGUGCAUCUUAGUCCUACAUGUGCUCCACUGGCACCACUCACUAUUUAUCCCGCUACUUUUUAAAUUUAUGUCCUUAUAUUUAUAUCCCACGUUUCUUUCAUUGUGGAGCCUGUGUGCUAUUCAGGCAGCGAUAAGGCCCAGACCUACUUAAGUGGUGGCCUCAUGUGCCUUCAUACCAUAACCUGUGAUCUCAUACACAGACAAGCACCAGGCUGAGGUCCAGAUGGAGCUGCACAGAAGUUUCCUGCCAGCCACAUAUCCGUUGAUGUGUUCUCCACUUUAUUGUGAUGCAGUGAUAAUUGUGUAGCUGGCAAAAUAACAGUAGCGUCCUGGUUUCUGAUUUUUUAGAAUCUUUCAGUAUGCCCUGAAGAUGAGUCCAUCAUUAUGUCCUCUUUUGUAAACACCAUGACCUCCUUAAGUGUGAAGCAAGGUAAGUUAUGGAUAUGUAAGCCAUGAACUUAAACUAUGUCUGCCAUAGCAAAAUUGGGAAUAGUGUGUCUUAAGUGGGUAACAUGAAGGACCUGCAGAUUUUGUUGGGUCAACUCUCAGCACCUCCCUACAGCUUGGGCAAUAGCACGGAAGGUGGAACUUACAGUCCAAGACAAUCUGCUGCCUUAGAGAGUACUAAUUCCUGUACAUAUUGUGGAUAGAUAUGUAACAUUCAGAUCCUCUGUGCAUUUCUGCAUAUAGAGGACACUGCCAUGUUCAUGAGAGGAGCAUACAAGCAUUGUGAAUUGCUGCCUUCUUCUGAUGACCUUUGGAAACCCUACAUUUGCUAUCCAUUGGCUUGUGAAAAACUAAGGUUGCAAUCCUAUAUAUACUUGCAUGGGAGUUAAUCCCAUUAAGUUCAGAAUGGACUGGACUGUAAGGCAUGUAUACUUUUGAGACCGUAAUCCUACACAUGCUUACCUUGGGAAUAAAUUAUACUAAAAAGCGUGGGUCUGUCUUCUGAGUAAAUACACAUAAGACUGCUCUGUAAAUAAGAUACACAUGCCAGCUCUCCCCACCCCUCCAUUUUUUGUUGACUUUAAAUAUGUGUAUUAAGUGGGUGAAACAUUUGUCCAAUUUUUUUUUCAUAUUUUGUUUUUCCACAUGUUGCAGUUGAAGAUGGGGAGGUAUUUGACUUCAGAGGAAUGAGGCUCGAUUGGUUUAGAUUACAGGUAAGAAUUACUUUUGUGCACUCUUCAAAGCAAUAUUGCUUUCCCUGUGUUAAAGAGUAGAUCAGUUUUAAAUCAAAGUGAUUUAAAAUAAUUGAUUUAAAUAUUUGAGUUCACAUUUUGAAAUUCAUGUAUUCCCAAACAGGCAUUCAGGAAGGGAAUGGUUCACAGUAUGAGCAGGGUGUUUUUCAUAAACAAACAAACAAACAAAACAGCUAAAAGGAGGAUAAAGCCAAGAUCAUGGUGGAGAAAAAUAUGUAGGCUGACUAGUUUUGAGUAAAUUCAGUAGUAGACUACCAUUGCUUUUGCUACUGCCCAUAAUAUGAAUGAUGCAAAGUUGUAAAGAAGGAUAGAUUACCGUAUUUUUCGCCCUAUAGGACGCACUUUGUCCCCUCCAAAAAUGAAGGGGAAAUGUGUGUGCGUCCUAUGGGGCGAAUGCAGGCUUUCGCUGAAGCCUGGAGAGUGAGAGGGGUCGGUGGGCACUGACUCCUCUCGCUCUCCAGGCAGCUCUGCGCAACCCUUGGGAGACCGGCUUGAAGACGCACGGGCUCCGAAGAGUCGCGCAGAGCUGCCUGCGCUCCCGGGGGUCGCUCAGCUCUGCGCGACCCUACGGAGCCCGGCGCGAAGCUGCGCGGGGCUCCAAAGGAUCGCACAGAGCUGCCUGCAUUCCGAAGCCUGGGGCGCGUCUCCCUAGGCUUGCGGAUAGCAGGCUGUUCUGGGGUCGGGGGAAGCCCGGGCUUCCCCCGCGCCAGCCCCGUGCCUGGGGGGGAAAUAAUUUUUUUUUUCUUUAUUUCCCCCCCAUAAAAACUAGGUGCGUCCUAUGGGGCGGUGCGUCUAAUGGGGUGAAAAAUACGGUAAUUCAUAUGUGUUGUUCAGAAAAGGCAGGCAUUGUGAAAAGGAGAUGAAAUAUUCAAAAAAAAACCCUAUGCUGCUGUUACUUUUUAAAAUAGAAUGGCACAUGAAAUACCUGAAGUAGCAUAUAUCAAUGUACAAAUUUAAUCUGAAUUGAAAACUUUUUCCUAGGAUAAACUUCAGCAGACAUUUUCACACACACUCCCAUUGUUCAAAGCAGGAGCACAGAAUUACAUCAAACAGUUUCAGGAAGCGUGAAAUAGAGUGAUAAGGAUAGAAGAGAAGUCUGUAAUAACAAAGCUGUACGGCUAAAUCAGAGUUGAGAAGGUUAUGUCUGUUCUUCAACACUUUAUUACACAUACUCAAAGAGAACCUUUGUAGAAAGGUCACAUUGCCAGACACUAAGCCAGUCAUUUUUCUUAGAAGUUGGUUAGGAGAUAAUGUAAAAGGCCUGGUUUUCCUCAGUUGUUCAAAGAAGUUGUAAAGGCAAACAAGAGUUGGAAGAACAUACAUUCCUUUUUAUGCAAUGCUGGAUUUAAGUUUGUUUUUAAAACAAAAAACAAAAAACCCACCUUCCAAAAAUAAGACAAUAUGGUAUAUGCUUCAAGCUCUGUUUUUUGAAAUUGGGCCCAGUAAAUCUUUGGCUACAAACUAAGAGGAAUUUUUGAACAACCAGCCCUUUUCAAGCAGCAGUAGCAAAAUAGUAUGGCAUUACUAUGCCCUGAUAUUGUUUUGGUCCUAGUAGGGUGCCACUAUGAAAAUAUUUACCUUUUCUUCAACAAAUAUUAUAAGCAGGUUUUGUCUAUAAAUAUGAAUUUGACUCUUAAGUACAAGUAAAGCAACUGAAAAAUAAGGCUUGCUUAGUGAAUCCUCAAAUAACCUCUUUUGUGGAUCUGCACAUUUUUUAAAGUCCCAGUUUCAAGAAUGAGCAAAGCCUCAGCAUGUUCCAAAAGUAGAUAUAUAGGAGUAAGGCAGCUUAGAAUGGGUUGUAUUAUAAACUUGACUUGCCCCAAGCAAAUUAGAGCAAGCUACAGUGCUACUGUGUGUGUGUGUGUGUGUGUGUGUGUGUGUGUGUGUAGAUUUUGCUCAUUUUAAAAAAACUAAUGCUUGCAUUCAAAUGAAGGCAGAUUUUUAGAUGAGAAUUAGAACCUGGAUAAUGUGAAUUGUUACUUUUUUAUGUCCCAACAGGCCUAUACUAGUGUAUCUAAAGCUUCGCUUGGCCUCGCAGACCACAGAGAACUUGGAAAGAUGAUGAACACAAUCAUUUUCCACACAAAAAUGGUAGAUUCCUUGGUGGAGAUGUUGGUGGAAACAUCUGAUCUUUCUAUAUUUUGGUAUGUUGUUUAAUUUCAUUCUAAAGCUUUCUCGUGGUUGUGAUUUUUGUCUCUUUUGCUCUUGGGGAAGAGUCAAUGUGCAGUCAGCUGGAGACUGUCUUGUAUUUCUCGGGUCUCCUUCUGCAGUAGCAGCAAGAUAGCAUAUUUUGUACAAAAGAAAAUUACAAAUAUCUAUCUCUAGGAUUUCUGUGAAGGGAAGGUGCAAAUUAUGAAGUGCUAUGAAUGUUUAAAAUGCAGUGGGAGUAAGCUUAAUGGAACUCAGUUGGGACAUCUGAGUAGAUGUGUUUAGGAUUGCCUGGUUAGUAAGUUCUACAUGCUGUAGAGGGUGGAAGUGAGUAAUCCUAACCUAUGCUGGGUCUUACUAGUCCUUUUGAAAAUUUUAGAAGCAGCUUAUACUACCCCUAAGGGUAACUUGGGGGUAACAUAAUCCAACACUUUGCAUCCCCCAUUAAUUUCACCCCCCCUCAUCAAGUCAUUGAUUUUGCUGUGCUACAGGACAUGUAGUGGGAGGUUUUAAUAAUACAUUCUUUUCCCGCUGCUUUCAGUUCCCUUGGUAAUGUAAAGUGCCAUGAGUGCAACUCUUUUAUUAUUAGGAUCUGGUACAAGUGCAUGUAAUUGCUCAAGUUCAGUGAUUGUGUGGACACGGGAUAAAAUGGCUGGCAUUUGAAAUUUUUCAUAUGCUUAGUUGCAUCUGUUAAAUGGUUUUUUGUUGUUGUUGUUUUGUAAUUUUUUUGUCCCAGUGGAAUGAAAACUUAACCUGUGUUUCUGAAUAGUUUCUAUAGCCGUGCUUUUGAGAAGAUGUUUCAGCAGUGUUUGGAACUGCCCUCUCAGUCCAGAUACUCCAUUGCAUUCCCACUGCUUUGCACUCACUUUAUGAGCUGCACCCACGAGCUGUGCCCAGAAGAGGUAAAGAACCCAUAAUCUUCUCUUUGAUAUUGGUUUUCACAAGAAGAGAGUAAGGUAGAGAAACAUAAGUAAAUUGGGGGCAUGGAAUAGAGAAGUGUGGCAGGCAAGUAAGUUGAAAUUUACACCUACAAAAACUUGUUUCUUAACUCUUGUUUUUUAGGGAGUCACAUUUGAUUAAGUGGACAUUUUAAGUUGUAUACACAAUGAACAGUAUCCAGUGCUCCCGUUCUGCUAGUGCAAGGGAUGUGCAGAUACAGAAGUGAAAUUUUCCCUCCUCACCUUUCCCCUGCACCCCCCUGUGCACCUUCAAAAUCAUAUAUUAAGGAAGGACCCUCCAGAAAAAGGGGGGGGGCACAGGGGGAGAAGAAGAAAUGGAAGUCCUGUGGUGCCAGCAGAGCUCUGCUAGAGCAGCUUUGGAUACAUUUAUUUUUUUUAAAGCAAGCUUUUUGGAUCUUCAGCAAAUAGAUUUAGAUAACUUCUGGUUGUGAGGCUUGAUUUAUUGCUGUUCCAUGGUUCAUUGCUUAAAUGAACUUAGUGUAAGCAUGUUUCACUGAUAAUGAUUUUUUAAAAACCUUUUUAAGCACUAUGGCAACUAUGUUUGGAAAAACAAGGUUUCUGUUUUUAUCUUGAUAGAGACAUCACAUUGGGGACCGUAGCCUUUCCCUUUGCAACAUGUUCCUGGAUGAAAUGGCUAAGCAGGCUCGGAACCUUAUCACAGAUAUUUGCACUGAGCAAUGUACUCUAAGUGACCAGGUGAGAAUUUAAUUUUAGUCCCAUUACCCUGCUGUGGCAAAGCUUCUGUAUGAGUCACUGAAAUAAUGCACAUUCUUUGUUUAGUCCAUGCUGCCAUUUCCCUCCCUUUUUUUAUUUUCCUUGGGUUUAUUUUUAGUUUGCAAGUCCCUUGGUGUAGAGUCAUCACAUAAAUGUGCCAUCUCCUUUGUUCUUAAUUUAUGAUAUAGUUUUCCAUAAGGUUCUAAUAAAGUUCUGCUCAUAAUAUUUGUAAUAGAAGGCUGUUCUUCUCCUGUUCUUAACUAGAAGGAAUAGUAACUACAUUGAAAUCACUUGAGUUGGUAUCGAGUAGUUUGCAAGUAUUCGGUAUAUUGGAAACAAAAUGAACAGUUUAAAAUCGAAAUGCGAAGUUUGAUCUAUUUAAUGGCGAUGGUUUUUGUGAACUGCAGCUCUAUUUUGAAACUAACUGCAUUUUUUUUUUAGUUGCUGCCAAAGCAUUGUGCCAAAACCAUCAGUCAAGCAGUGAAUAAAAAGUCAAAAAAACAGACGGGUAAGAAAGGAGAACCAGAAAGAGAAAAACCAGGAGUAGAAAGCAUGAGAAAAAACAGGCUGGUGGUGACCAAGUGAGUCUUUUUCAUCCUUAUCUUCUCUUUUGAAUGUUGCUUAACAGGCAGUCUAACUUCUUGAACCAAUUCACUGGCAUUUUGUAGAUAUAUUUUUUAAAAUGCUCUUGUGGCUCGUAUCCAGUUGAUGUCAUCUGCUGACAAGAAGGCACCAGGCAGUGGAACAGUAAAAGAGGAGGUUUCCAUCAAUGGCUUCCUCCGAAUCUGCUGCAGACUGGGAAUUCCUGGAAAAUGUAUCCCUCCCAAUUUCAUUGACUAGUACCUUCUAUCAGUAGAGAAAAACCAAUUGGAUGCCAUCCUAUGUGUUUAUAUAAAAAUAUGUCAUGCAUUCCUAUCCUGUAAAACAAACUUACCUUUAUGAACAGUAAUCCUUUUCUGCAUUCCCAUUCAGCAUGCUAAAAAUAAAAUAAAAAAUGGGUGAGGUAUAAUAAUCCUGUCUUGUACGUAUAUGACCCAUGCCAUUGUUUUUAGCAUAGGCAAGGGUACUAUAUGGCUGUGCUGUAAAAUAGCUUAUAUAUCCUUACCCAUCUUUAAUGUUUUUUGGGUUGAGGUGGAAGGGGGCUGUAAUAGUUAUGACAUUGCUUAUGUGGCUUACAUGUUUGUGUGCAUAUUUUUUGUUUUGUCUUUUGCAGUCUAGACAAACUGCACACGGCACUUUCUGAGCUCUGCUUCUCAAUCAAUUACGUUCCAAACAUGAUUGUGUGGGAACACACCUUUACCCCAAGGGAAUACUUAACAUCACACCUGGAAAUCCGUUUUACCAAGUAAGUGGUACCAACUUGCACAUUUGAUACUUAGUUGUCUUGAAUACUUUUAAGAAUACUUUAACCUGCUUUUCAUCAUAUAAUCCCAUUAACACAAAAUUUUCCCAGAGAUAGAGGAGGUGGAACAGUGUAUCCCUAAAUCAGUUAAAAACUUCAUGAAGUCACCCAGAGCUCCUCAUUGCAGCUGCAAACUUAAAAUGAACGUCUGGUCUGGGCAAAGUUAUAUAUUGUACUAAUAUCAAACUCCACAGUCUCCGUGUGUCGUCUGAUAGUUAUCAACCACACAACAAAAGGUUUAUUCUGGCACUUCCUUUGUACCAUGGCAGAUGCUUUUUUAGUGUUCCUCCUUCCACAGUGUCAAGAUCAUAUGAGGGACUACCAUGUUAUGGCCUAGUGCUUGUGAUGUUGCUCAAAUGGUGUGGGAGCACAUUCGACACUGCAAAGGUAGCUCUGUGCGAUUCAAGUCUUUAAAAAGCAAUUGUGCACUAAAGAGUCAGCGGUGCUGGAUUCCCAAAAAAACAGACCAUUCUGCCAUUAAAAAUAUGGUUAGUUUAGUAGCCCAUAUAAACAUGUCUUUGCUAUUUAUAUCGUGACUAUUUCUCAGUGUGGGUGGGUUGGUUGCUGCUGUGCCAUUUUUAUUUUUGUUAUGUGACAGUUUCUGAUAGAAAUCUCUGAAAGCAUGCUUGUGUCAGGGGCAAGCUUGUAAAAAUAACUAGCAAUGUUCUUUCAGCAUUGAGACUUAUUUGCUAGAACUUAAUAAAAGCAUUCAUUUAAAAAAAAAUAUUCUCGUCCAAUAUAACCAAAUAAUUAAUCUUGAGCUGACAUUGCCCUUCUUUUUCUUUUGCUUCAACUUCCAUCCAGCCUAGUGGUUGCCCAUACAUAACAGUUUCUACCUGCUAGUUUCAAAAUCCCCAAAAUUUAAGGAAUCAAUCCUAUUUUACAAAAAGAAAAAUUGUGCAUGCAUAAUUCAAAUUAUGUACAUGCAAAGUUGGUGAGUGGGAGAUGGAAAAUGAAAGAUUCAUAUCCUGCUAGUAUGUGGGAGCUUUUAGUAUAUUAGCCUUGCCAUUAUCUGAUUUAAUAAGCAAAUAGUAGACUUGCAUCUCAAGGAAGAAGAGAAACAGAUAGGAAACAAGAAUUUUAAAAUUUCUCACAGCUGUAACUGUUAGGACUAAAUUGGUACAAAUUUUAAGCAGCAAAUCUGACUUUUAUACAGGGGUCAAAUAGAUAGCAAUAGUUCAAUAUAAGAUUGCUGAAUUUCCCUCCAUACAUCUUUCUGUACAAUGGCUGUGGGGAGUAGCUUUCUUCAGCUCCAGUUUGCAGCUUUCUAACACCCAGCUGCAGUGUGCUUUCACUCUAUGUUGGCAAUAUUCAGCAGAGUCAGAGUAGACAACAGAUAAUGUCAGAAAAGUACGGGUGCCUCUUGGUGCAAAUUUAUCCCAAAUUUAUCCCAAAUGGUCAGUUAACACUACAUGCCAGGUCUGAAGAGUGAUGGCUCACCUUGAUAUUAGGCAGGACAUAGCACUCAUGGUUCACUUCAGUAGCAUGCUAAUAACUUUCUUUCUUUUCAAAGGUCAAUUGUUGGCAUGACUAUGUAUAAUCAAGCAACACAAGAGAUCGCAAAACCUUCUGAGUUGUUAACAAGUGUGAGAGCCUACAUGACAGUACUCCAAUCAAUAGAAAAUUAUGUACAGAUUGACAUCACAAGAGUGUUUAAUAACGUCCUCCUUCAACAAACCCAGCACUUAGAUAGUCAUGGGGAGCCAACCAUUACCAGUCUGUACACAAAUUGGUAAGAAUCUGAGUUUCAUCCUGUACCCCUUUUGCUUUGUGAGAUAAAAGUUUUCAUGCAGAAAAGAAAAAAAUCUGGAAGGAGGAGAGUGCCAAGGUGAAAGUGAGGCAAAUUGCAGCUUUUAAUCUGAGCUGUGCCCUGCUUCCCCAUGCAACUUGAAAUUGAGAUAAUGUCGAAGAAAAACUGAAUCGCAUGCCAUGAACAAUGGAUGCCAAUAAGCAACAGCGUUUAGCUUUCUAUUGCAUACUAAAAGCAAACUACACUUUUAUUUAAAAUGAAGUUGCUGACUAUUCAAGGGAAACAUCAUUGAGGAUUAUGCAAUUCUUAAUACAUGUGUGUUGUGGCUUUACGUGGACUUUCAAGAUCAACUCUCAGUGACAAAUUCAGUGUCAAUGCAGUUUCAUCAAAGUUAAGGUGGUAAAUGAAAUUAAUGGUAAGGAAUGUUUGUAGUCUACUGUAAAAAUAGAUAAUUGUUUCUUUCGUGAAGGUAUCUGGAAACCUUGCUGAGGCAAGUCAGUAAUGGCCACAUAGCCUAUUUCCCAGCGAUGAAAGCAUUUGUGAACUUGCCUACUGAAAACGAACUGACAUUCAAUGCAGAAGAAUAUUCAGACAUAUCAGGUGAGUUUUCCCAAGGCUCAGGGUGGGUGGAAAAGCCAAGUCUCAUUUUUAUACCAAACUUUGGAGACAGUAAGCAGCACUACAAGUUCCCCUUGCUGCUUCUGACCCUCUCUAAUAUCUAGGGAGAACUAAGGCUCUUAUCAGGCCUCUUGACCUCUGGUAGUACAGACUAAGCUAGUUAAGAUGGAGGGUUUUCAUUUUUAUUUUCACCUAUUUAAUAUUCAUACUGUACUGCAAUACAUCGCUAUAUUACAGAUGUUGCAUCCUGAGCAUUUGAAAUAGGAUGCUGGAAAUUUAAAAUGUGUGAAAUGCAAUAGCCCUUAUAGAAUGAAUUAAUAAAAUAUAGUGUGUUCAUUAAAUUAAGACAAUAUAAUUGGUUUGCAGCAGAAUAAAUGCUUUUUCUUCCUCAGAAAUGAGAGCCCUGUCAGAACUCCUUGGUCCAUAUGGCAUGAAGUUCUUGAGUGAAAGCCUUAUGUGGCACAUUUCCUCACAGGUUGCUGAACUCAAGGUAACUUCCAUUGCUUCUCUUUGGUCAUUGCUUUUAUAAUUAAAAACAGAAGUUGCUUUAUAGCAAGAAUACAUGGCCUGAAUCCAAAGAACUACUUUAGACUAGUCCAAGCAUUUGUACUUGCUCAUCAGAGUUUUGACCCUAUUCCUUUGAAUGAGGAACACUCACGACAUACUACAAACAGGCGUUUCAAUUCUCCUCACACACAAAAGGCUUUUGUUAUGAUGUGCCAUUGGUUGGAGUGACUUUAUAAGCAAUAUAUGUCUAAACACUCUGCACAGAAAUACUGGGGAAGAUCUUUGGAUCUGCUCAUAUGUAUUCUAUUUCUUUGACCUUUUUUUUUUUAAAUGUGCAUGAGCCUCAAGUCAGGUUAGAUUGUAUCCUGACCAGCACAUAGUUUGUUCCUUGCUGUCCUGGUGCAAAACUUCAGUCAUUACUUGUGUUCCUGUAUGCUGCUUCUCCAGAAGAGAUGACCUUGGUUUGGGGGUCUCUGAAUUAGCUUAUAGUUUAGCUUCUACUAACAGAAAGCAUCAGGAAAUGGGGAAGUGUCUCUAGCUUUGGUCAGCAGGGAUAAUAAACAUGUGCUCCUUGGCCUAAUUUUAUGUGGUUAGGGGAGUCCAGCGAAAAGGAUAGGGAGUUGGGGGAAGGAUAGGGGAAGAAGCCAAAACAAAUGGAGUGAGUAGGGAGAGGAAUGCGCUUGGCAAGUGAUUAAUUCAGGUGUUCAGCCAGAGCAAGCUGUCCAUCCUCCACGAGCCUGUUGGACAAGGAGGGAGAGAUACAGAGAAGAGGGUAGUAGAAUGAGGGGGGGGGGAGAGAAAGAAGGGGCGGCCCACCUAUCACCAGCUUGCAGCUCUUGAAAGGGAAGAGAAAUCCCUUUGGGAUGGGCCAGAUUGAAAAACCCCUAAGUGCUGCAUUGAACUCAGGGGUUUUCAGUUGUCUGCCCUUAGUUUACAGUGAAUAAAUGUAAACUCGCUGGGAGUGGAGGGAGAGAAGGUUUAAUCAUAGAGUUGAGACAGUGAUUAGGAGAUUGGUCUAGACCAGUCACAGAAAGCGUGUGCCUCUUCUUUACCUUGUGAGAAAUAAUUAUCCACAUGAAAACAUAUGGAAGGGAAAUCCUAAAGCGGAACUAAGAAUGGCAAAUCGUAUGCAAAUUGUGUCUCACCCCCAUGUUGUUUUCAUUGCACAUUGUGCAAAAGACAUUCAAACUGUAAUAAUUCCAUUAUUCUACAGCAGCCCUGCUCAAGUUUAAUGAGUCAACUGGAGCUAUAAGUGCUUUGUGGAACAGAAGAGAGCCUUUAUUAUCACACCGUAUGCUUUUUGUUUGGUGCAUAGCUGGGCCUUACUUAGUAUAACUAGUCAGAUAAUGGGAACAUCUGGAUUUCAUGAGCUCUGCUUCCUGCUUGCCACGCUGAAAUGUCCUAAAGCACCCGCUUGUUACUAUACUCAGAUCUAUGCCUGACCUGAGAUCUUGCUUCGUCUUAGAAACUUGUGGUAGAGAACGUUGAAGUGCUAACGCAAAUGAGGACCAGUUUUGAUAAACCAGAUCAGAUGGCAGCACUCUUCAAAAGAUUGUCGUGUAAGUAACUAGCAAGUAGUGCCAUUUUAGUUUAUGCUCCUAACUGGGAAUCUGCAUAUAGCUUGAAGCACUGGAAUUAGUGGGGGAGCAUCUGCUACAGCCCCCAAAAGUGCAUGCUGUCUUUUGUAUAAAUGUCUCUAUUUUAAGGCUAUAACGUACAUACAUGACACAAACCUAUAUAUAUAUAUAUAUAUAGCUACUCACAUACAUAUACAUCCCCACUCGUGUAUGCAUAUAUAUAUGUUGGUAGUCACAUUAGUAGCCUUUUCAUCUAUUUAUGCCUUAUAAUGUGCGGGCUGCCUCAGAGAACUUUUUGAUUUUGGAAAGAUAACCUACACCAAGGAUUCCCUGCCCGAGCUGCUUCAGGUCGUGGCGGAUGUCCUCCUGGAGACACCUAGUUUGGUUGUCCUAGGGGAUUUUAACAUCCAUGCCGACACGACCUUACAAGGGGCCGCUAGGGACUUCAUGGAAAGCAUGGCCUCCAUGGGGCUGUCCCUGAAUAAGUCUGGCCCAACUCAUAGCCACGGGCAUGUCUUAGACCUGGUGUUCACCUCUAUGGAUGUUGGUGAUCUGACACUAAGGAAAAGUGAAACCAAAGAAGUGCCAUGGUCAGAUCACUUCCUGGUGCAACUGGACUUCUCCGCAACCCUUCCCCUCUGCAGGGAGGUGGAACCGAUUCAGAUGGUCCGCCCCCGCCACUUAAUGGAUCCAAAUGGUUUCCAGAGAGUGGUAGGGGAUGUUUUAUCCCAUGUUGAUGGCCUUUCAGCUGAUUCCCUGGUGGCCCGCUGGAAUGUGGAGUUAACCGGGGCUAUUGACUGUUUGGCUCCAAAGCGCCCUCUCCGAUUGCAUGGAGCCCGGAGAGCCCCGUGGUUUUCCACGGAUCUGAGGGCAAUGAAACAAUCGUUGAGAUGGCUAGAGCGCCAGUGGUGGAUAACCCAUUCUGAAUCUGACCGGACACGGGUUAGAGCUCAAUGUUGAGCCUACCAAGUGGCGAUAGCGACGGCGAAGAAGACUUUCUUCACUGCCUCUAUUGCAUCUGCGGAAAACAGCAGCAGGAGACUCUUUCAGGUGGUUCGCAAUUUAGUGGAACCACCUGCUCCAUCAGGGCCCAGUACGGGCCACAUGAUCUCCUGCAAUGACUUUGCAAAGUUUUUUGCAGAUAAAGUCGCUCAGAUUCGAGAAGUGGUAGACUCCACCGUGGGAGCAGGGCCGGGGCGGGAGAGUGCUAGAGUCCUGUCUAGUCAAGUUGUGUGGGAUCAAUUCCAAUCUGUUACCCCCGAGGAUGUGGACAGGCUGCUUGGACGAGUGAAACCAACCACUUGACUCCUUGAUCCUUGCCCAUCCUGGCUUAUAAAAGCUAGCCGGGAAGGACUGGGCGAUGGGCUUCGUGGGGUGGUGAAUGCUUCCCUCCGUGAGGGAGCCUUCCCAGACCCGCUGAAAGAGGCGGUUAUUAAACUGCUUCUUAAAAAACCCUAUUUAGAUGUGGCCACGAUGGCCAACUAUCGCCCAGUCUCAAAUCUUCCAUUCUUGGGCAAGGUGAUUGAGUGAGUGGUUGCUGAACAACUCCAGGCACGCCUGGAAGAAGCGGACCAUUUGGAUCCCUUCCAGUCGGGAUUCAGGCCUCAUCAUGGGACUGAAACUGCCUUGGUCGCAUUGGUUGAUGAUCUCCGGCGGGCUAGGGACAAAGGUGAGAGCUGUUUCCUAGUUCUGCUGGAUCUCUCAGCGGCGUUUGAUACCAUCGACCAUAACAUCCUUCUGGACCGUCUUGAGGGGCUGGGAGCUGGGGGCACUGUCAUACAGUGGUUCCGCUCCUUCCUCCUGGGCCGUGUUCAGAUUGUGGGGGGGGUGGGGAUGUGUGUUCAGUGCCCUGGGCUCUCACUUGUGGGGUGCCUCAGGGUUCUGUCCUCUCCCCCAUGCUUUUCAACAUCUACAUGAAGACGCUGGGAGAGAUCAUCAGGGGAUUUGGGCUGGGUGUUCAUCAGUAUGCGGAUGAUACCCAGCUCUACCUCUCUUUCAAAAAUCAGAACCAGUGAAGGCAGUGAAGGUCCUGUUUGAGUGCCUGGAGGCGGUUGGAGGUUGGAUGGCGGCUAACAGAUUGAGGUUGAAUCCUGACAAGACAGAAGUACUGUUUUUGGGGGACAGGAGGCGGGCAGGUGUGGAGGAUUCCCUGGUCCUGAAUGGGGUAACUGUGCCCCUGAAGGACCAGGUGCGCAGCCUGGGAGUCAUUUUGGACUCACAGCUGUCCAUGGAGGCACAGGUCAAAUCUGUGUCCAGGGCAGCUGAUUACCAUCUGGUACACAGGCUGAGACCCUAUCUGCCUGCGGACUGCCUCGCCAGAGUGGUGCAUGCUUUGGUUAUCUCCCGCUUGGAUUACUGCAAUGCGCUCUACGUGGGGCUACCUUUGAAGGUGACCCGGAAACUACAACUAAUCCAGAACGCGGCAGCUAAACUGGUGACUGGGAGCGGCCGCAGAGACCACAUAACACUGGUCUUGAAAGACCUACAUUGGCUCCCAGUACGUUUCCGAGCACAAUUCAAAGUGUUGGUGCUGACCUUUAAAGCCCUAAACGGCCUUGGUCCAGUAUAUCUGAAGGAGCGUCUCCACCCCCAUCGUUCUACCCGGACACUGAGGUCCAGCAUCAAGGGCCUUCUGGCGGUUCCCUCACUGCGAGAAGCCAAGUUACAGGGAACCAGGCAGAGGGCCUUCUCGGUAGUGGCGCCUUCCCUGUGGAACACCCUCCCACCAGAUGUCAAAGAGAACAACAACUACCAGGCUUUUAGAAGACAUCUGAAGGCAGCCCUGUUUAGGGAAGCUUUUAAUGUUUGAUGUAUUUUAAUAUUCUUUUGGAAGCCGCCCAGAGUGGCUGGGGAAGCCCAGCCAGAUGGGCGGGGUAUAAAUAUAUUAUUAUUAUUAUUAUUAUAACUGAUACGUUGUCUACUGAUGAGCUCCUUUCGGCUGGUCGCCACGUUCUCCCAGAUUCUCAUAAUGCUCAGCCAGCAAGGAGUGAAUCGGUGGAUGAACGAACUAUUCAAUAGCUUUUGGAGCACUUUUGUAAAGGAAUUAAAAUUGCCUUUUGGUGCCACAUGAGAAACAUUAUUGUGAGUCUGGUGUGCCUUUGGUACUUAAUGAUGCUCUCCCCGCCCCCUUAUGAUGAGUAAUGUGCCAAAAAAGUUGCUUCAUCAGCAGUGGUCACUUUAAUUUGCUGUUAAUAUUAGUCUGUCUGUGGCAGAUGCCAUGACUGGGUGAUGCUGUGACUCACGCACACACACACACACACACACACACACAGAGAGAGAGAGAGAGAGACUUGAAGCUGGUGGAGAGGCAACUAUGCAUGGCCUCAAUCUCCCACAGACAUCAAACAGGGAGGGGCAGGGAGAAAGCAUUCUUGUUCCUGGCAUUUUCUUCUUCUUUCCCCCCCAGCUGUUGAUAGUGUUUUGAAGAGGAUGACCAUUAUCGGUGUUAUCUUAUCUUUCCGGUCAUUGGCACAAGAAGCUCUUAGAGAUGUAAGUACUGCAUUUGGAAUUAUAACUUUAGUGUUAGACAUUUAAGCACAUGCAAGCCUAAGAAUAGAUAAGUAAAAGUAAAAAGUGAUUAAAUCGCUAAAUAUUAGCACAUUCCAAGGCAUUUAAGAUUCUGUAUCUGUGGGGUAGGUGAAGUAGAAGCUCUUCCCCAUUACAUACUCCAUUCUCAGAUCUAUCAAAACCCCAGAAAGAGAUUUUUGGAACAGAUGUUGACACCACUACAGAUACAGAACACCAAAGUGAAAAUACGUUGGCUGUUAUCUGACUGCAACCCACUUGUUCCAUAUAACACAGCUUUAUUUGCAAAAGCUACUAAAAGUAUUCGUGCUAGCCACAUAAAAGACAACGCGGUAGAUUGUGCAGGGGAUUCAUUAAUUUAAUUUAUUGUAAAUGGUUGCUUACUUCUGGAUCUUUCUUAAUUAGGUUUUAUUGGAUUUGCUGGUUUUGUAAAUGUAUUUGUAAUGGCUUUUAGUCAAAUACAAUAAAUGAUCAGUUGAUUGAAUAAAACACAGCUUGCUUGUGCUGUGGUGAAAGGAUUGCAAGACUAAAUACGAAUAAUCAAAUCUUAAUUGAAAUUAAGUACGUUGCAUACAUAUGCUGAAAGAAUCAAACCUUUCAUUUUAAAAAAAUAAAGGAAAUUGACAUACGGCUGUUUUAGACCCAAAGCAAUGCAGUAUUCAAAACUCUUGUUAGCCGGUGUUUUUCCACUCCUGCUGCAAGAUUCUGGCAUGAUGCUUCCAGGCUUCUUAAUGCAUAAACUGAGGGGAGAGGGUAGAAUAAAUGCAACCAAGUCAUAACAUGCUGUCUUAGGAGAUACAGUAGCCAAAAGUAACAAUUUUGUUGCAUGCUUCUUUGUCUUAGGUCUUAUCAUAUCACAUUCCUUUCCUUGUAAGUUCAAUUGAAGACUUUAAGGAUCACAUUCCAAGAGAGACAGAUAUGAAGGUAAUUGCUUGUGAGAAUAAUGGGGUUUGUUUGUUUUUAGUUCUUUCUAAAAUUGUAUAUUAUGCCAAAAGCAGGAAUGUAUAGACAGAUGUAGCACUUGUAUAUAUUUCUGUAAACCUCAUUAAAAUGAAAUUAAUACAGCUUCAUACUUCUGUGGUUAGUUAUGAUUCCAGUAUUUCUCUUUUGCAAACUGCUGGGAGUCACUGGUUUGUACUAAAUGAGCAAGUCAUAAAAUAAAAAGGACACAGCAUUUCAAAGGGGGUAAUUCAAAAAGUGUUUCGAACAAUUUAGUUUUUGAGUUGAUCAGCAUCCAGUCUCCUAAUGGAUUAUGAAACCCUUUUGCACUUUAGGCCUCAGAACCUAGUCUUGGUAGACACGGUAUGGCAGCUUUAAUUUAAUGCAUUAUAUGCUUUGGCUUAACAAAGUUUUCUGUUUGUCCAGUUUGAGAACUUGUUGGAAUCUUAAAAGGUUGCUGUUGAAUAUGGUUUCGGAGGGUAUACAAAUUUUUGGCAGAGGGGCAUGAGAGAGAUGACAGCCAGCUAGCAGAAGUGGCGCUAAUGGAGCUUUUCACUAUAAGCUAGGUGUAUUGCUGCCACCAAAGGUGCUUCUGUUCUUCCAUGGUUCCAUUCUCAUGUGUAACUUAAUGUGAACGCUGAAAAUAUUUUACAAUGUCUGCUCUGACAAAUUCCACAAAAUUAUUCUGGCCUUUUUCACUCUGCAGUACCUUUCUGUCUCUCAGGUUGCAAUGAAUGUAUAUGAGCUCUCCUCAGCUGCGGGACUGCCUUGUGAGAUAGAUCCUGCUCUGGUUGUAGCACUUUCUUCCCAAAAAUCAGGUAUGCGGCUGCAUAACGUUUUUGGAUAUUGGCUGUGUUUGCAUGUAAUGCUAAGCUAUGAUAUUGUUCUAAAUGGAGAAACCUGAAGGAUGUCAAAGAAACUAUACUUGUGCACAUUGAGUACCAAAUAUACAUGUAUUCUGCAAGACACUUGGAUGACUUCACAUAAUUUAACCAAGAUGCCAAAACUCAGGGUUUGUCAGCUUAAAUAUAUAACAAUUACAUUUGUAUUUGAUUGAAUGUUGCAGCUCUGAUCUCUAGUUACAUUUUCUUAGUAUUUCUCAGGGUUAAUAGUGAUAAUACUACAUUGAAAUGACUGCAAAUGCUUUUGUUAUUGAUGAGUGACUUUUUAUGGCUGGCUUCCUCACAUGCCCCCAGGAGCCAACUCCUAGGGGCCGAGGUCCCUUUGCCCCCCAACCCACCCCCCACCCCAGUUUAUGGGAAUUGCCUUUCCAGUGGUAUGCAUGUGGCAUGUCAUGUGAUCAGUUAUGUGGGGUGGGGCUUACCUCCCCCCCACCCAAUAUUUUAUUCAAGUUGGCCCAGGAAUGUGAAAUACUGGUGUAGAAACUACUUUAGAGGAGUAGCACUCAUUUAUGAACAGCUCUCGGUUGGUGGCCAUGCUGAGCUAGUUCCUAUGUGAAGACAUUCUGGGCAUCUUUCAAAAGGAAGCCUGAAAUAACUUUGCUGACCACUGGAGUUAAGAGGGAAGAAACCUCUUGCAAUUGCAAUUUGUCAUUAGGUUACUUUUGAUUGAGCUAUAAAAUCUUUGAAUAGCUGUUAGAUAAAUUUUCUUCUAGGAAUUAAAAAAAUGCAUCCUAUUUUUCUUAAGUUUCGUUUUCCUUCCCUGAAAAUGUGUUGGGGUGUGCGACCAAGAUACUCUUGGUUUAUACAGAGUGAUACCUGUUGUGGAAGAGUAUUGGUUAUGCCACACUUGGUGGAAUUGGAAUAAUAAUAAUAAUAAUAAUAAUAAUAAUAAUAAUAAUAAUUUAUUUCUACCCUGCCCAUCUGACUGGGUUUCCCCAGCUACUCUAAAGUACUGAUCUUUGUUAGCUCAAACCAAAUAACACAGAAUUUGGCUCAGAAACAUUACCAAUGCUGUGAAUGGAUGAAGUAUUAGUUUAGGAGUUUUGAACCCACCCAGUUAUAAUGGAUCUCCUAAAUUUGUAUUUAUUUUCAGAAAACAUUAGUCCAGAGGAAGAAUAUAAAAUUGCCUGCCUUCUGAUGGUCUUUGUGGCUGUCUCCUUACCAACUUUGGCCAGUAAUGUGAUGUCUCAAUACAGUCCUGCCAUUGAAGGUAAUAUUCAGACAAACUGGUGUGAAAAUUUGUUCUGGGGGGAGGGGGGAAAUUAUAUUAAAUGUUCAUCUGGAAUAUUUAUUUGCUUUCAUUUUAUGAUAUUGGUGUUUGGUCCUUUUUGGUGUUGAAUAGUACAUCAAUUUUAUAUCUCACAAUGGUUGCUUUGAAAGAGGAAAUAAAAAUCUCUCACUUCAAGUCAUACUUUGGUUCUAGGGAUCCUUACCAAGAAUGUGUUCUACCCGUUGCACAUAAAUGUCCUAUUGAUUAGGAAAUGUUAAAACUUGACUGGAGGCUUUUGGGGGCACAGGAACAAUGCUGAGUACUAUUUGGAAGUCAUAUUGAAACUAGUUUUCAUACUAGAUAUUUGCAUUAGAAGCAUUCAUAAUUCUCAUAUUCCUGUGCUAGUUACCAUGUUGCCCCGUCUUUACUCGAAUACACACGCCAUUCUAUUUGCACCUGGCAGGAUUCAGGUCUUCAGAACAGAACUUUGGAACUGAUAAAUUAAGAAGAAAACCAGAAAUCAGUCUUUGAAACAGAUUUUGGAAUAAAUGUAGCCCCGCUUUAUGAGUUCCCUGGAAAUUGUUUGUUAUGCAAUUGUUGGUAUAAUGAUUCCACAAUUCCCCUUGUUUCCUAUGGAAACAUUUCUAAUACAAGAUUUGUCCCUUCUGUUUCCUCCAUCUCUCCAUGGUUUCUUCUUGAAAUGGCUGCAGCCAAUCAGCAAAAGAGAUGCAAUGGGGGGGGGAUGAUUUGCCCAAUCUCUCCUGUCCCUGAUUUGUUUCAUUUUUCCUGCUUUCUGAGUCAUCUGAUCUCACUCCCUCCAUCUUUCCGUGGUUUCUGCCUAAAGAUGGCUGCCACCAACAAAAAAACACAAGAAGGAAGUAAGAAAGUUGGCUGUUCGAAUAAGUGAAUCUGUGGAGCAUAUAGUGAGGUUUGGGCAUAAUUUUUUCAAUUGUGGAUAAGUGAAUUUUUGGAUAUUGAGUGUGCAGAUAGCAGGACCUGUGUGUAAUGUCUUUUACUGUAUUCAAAAGGUUCUUAGAGAUCUUUACUUCCUCCUUGUUAAAUGAAGAUUAUCCAUAUUAUAUUUGAAAGUUAAUCCCUUGCUAAACUUAACUCUGCUCCUAUUCAAACGACACGUUCCAUUCAGCUAAAAUGUUCAGAGUGUGAGUGAAGGUAAAGUAAUAUCACAAAUGUGUUUUUGUUUAGGUCACUGCAACAAUAUCCAUUGCCUGGCCAAAGCAAUCAACCAGAUUGCUGCAGCUUUAUUUACCAUUCACAAGGGAAGCAUUGAAGACCGUCUCAAAGAAUUCUUGGCUGUAUGUACAGUUUUUAUUUUGGGCUGACCUGCUCCAGAAAUCAUUCAUUUCCACCAAGGCUUUCAGCUGUACUGUGAUUAACAUUUACAACCUUAACUUUUGAUUUCAAGCCAACAACAUUAUGGUGGCUUUUCCUAUAUGGUUCUGAUUGCAACAAUGACUGUAAAGGAUUUGAGUCAAUAUUGCAAGCAUGUGUGAACUUUGUCUUGCAGAAUAACUGGUCUGAUCAGGGAUUCCAGUACACAAAUUGAGCUAUACAAUUGGUCUGUCCUGUUCAUUUCAUUGUUGUGGAAUGCUCCACAUCCAUAACCCCAUUGCAUUAUCUAACAUUAGAGAUCAUGUCAUGUUAAAUCUUAUAUCUGAAAUUGCAUGUGUCGGGAAAUUAAAAUGAUUUUUAAAGUGGCUUUAGAUGAGUAGAAAACUUACUUGCUAUUUAUGAAUUUUUUUAGCUUGCAUCCUCUAGUCUACUGAAAAUCGGUCAGGAGACAGACAAAACCACUACAAGGAACAGAGAAUCUGUUUACCUACUGCUAGACAUGGUAAGCUCUCAUUCCAGUGAUUGUUCCAAAAGUUUUAUCCUAGGUAAAAGAGGCUUUGACAAGCACUCUGUGUAGAAUUCAACAAAUGGUCAAAAUACUGUUGGGCAGCAUAGCAGAAAAAUUACUUUAAAAAACAAAAAUCAUGAAACGCUUUUGAACCCUACUCUUUUGAGCCUCUCUGCAUUUCCUUCUCCUCCCCCGCUCCUUGCUGGUAGCUUGUCAUUUUAGCAGCAUUGGGAUUUCCACUCCUUACCAGGUUUCUGAUGUGAUCUCUCCUCUCACUUUAGAUCGUCCAGGAGUCUCCAUUCCUGACCAUGGAUCUUCUGGAGUCUUGCUUUCCAUAUGUCUUGCUCCGAAAUGCAUACCAUGCUGUGUACAAACAAAGUGUCACAUCAUCUGCCUGAAUAUCUGCUUUAACUGGAGACAACCUAAGCACGCAUCUAUGUUGCCUCAGUUUUACUUGUGUAAACUGUGGAGCUGUUUUACUUUAUGGCCUGGCAAAGAGUUUUGUGGAUUAUAAACUUUUUCCCAAUGCAGUUGUAUUUCUGACCAGUGGUUUCUUAAUAUGGUUGUACUACAAUAUAAGCUUGGCUGAUUUUAGGUUGCACAUUUUGCUGAUUUGUUUCCCUUUUUAUUUUAGAAUAAUCAUAAUUAUGUUUAAAAAGAGAAAUACUAUUUCAACUAUGUUUUUUUUCCAUAUCCAAUCGUGCAGGAAUCAUAAUGGCUUGUUUAUUUCCAGGAAGAACUCUAUUUAGUGAUUAUUUUAGUGUUCCUAGCUUUCAUCUGUGUGUAAAUUAUUUCAUAUAGGGAGAGUUACAAUCUGUACCUAUUGUUCUUAUCAGAAACAAGACUUGGAUGUGCAUUUCUGUGAAUGACAACAUUUCUACUUUUUUUUCCUUUUUGAAACACUCACCCAAAUUAAUGACUGAUGCUAUCUAAUAUUAAAAAUUGUUGUAAGACUGCUUAGACAGCAGUCUCUUCCAUACAAUCUUAAACAGCAGCAAGUGGUUUUGUUUGUAUAAAGCUUACAUAGUGGAAUUUUUUAAAGACUAAUUUCCAUGGUGCCCCGUUGGCAUUAACACUACAUUGUACCCUGCUGUAUAAUAAACGUUCUUAAUGCAUUUAUCAAAUGUUGAUAAAAUGUUAGCCCUUUAACCACUUUUUAUAUGUUUUAAAUUUUUGAAAUUCAAGUGUACCUUCCAUUACAUACAAUAAACACUACACUGUAUUACGU
Messenger RNA from Podarcis lilfordi (Lilford's wall lizard), 50071 nucleotides. Lineage: Eukaryota; Metazoa; Chordata; Lepidosauria; Squamata; Lacertidae. The record is from the annotation of a GenBank genome assembly.